Messenger RNA from Venturia canescens, 59128 nucleotides. It is a transcript of the gene sls, whose product is annotated as titin-like. Gene Ontology annotation, molecular function: protein binding. The record is from RefSeq and is a predicted model, not a curated record. Bases 144 to 57899 code for a protein of 19251 amino acids. NCBI's taxonomy places the organism in Eukaryota, Metazoa, Arthropoda, Insecta, Hymenoptera, Ichneumonidae. The transcript is spliced from 112 exons.
AUCCUCGUCGAACGCCAACGAUGUAACUGGGAAAGUUGUCAAGAAUAUUUUCAACUAAAAUUGCCAAGUUUCCGAGGCGCGCCCCUCCCGGGAGUGGGGAAGUGUAGAAAAAAUUGUUUUUCUUCCGAAUAUCGCGUGCCGAAAUGUCAAGAAAAGUCGAAGCUGUCGACGUGCUGGAGGUGCUCGAACGGAAAUUGGCCUAUUUGCCUGGUGGACGUGACCGCGAGGGCCGACCUCUUCUCCUGGUGAACGUACCGAUCGAUCCGCGGGAUUGCUCCACGAAGAAGGCCAAGCUGGAACGUCUCACGGCGUAUCUUCUCUCAGUUUUCAACGAGGAAACUCGACGCAACGGUAUCUGCGUUAUAAUCGACGCGAGGCAAGGCUCCUGGCGAGUUGCAAGAUCGUACAUCAGACGAACCGUUCUUUUCGUCGGCAAUUUAGCAGCCAGAGUUAUCGUUCUUCGGCCAGAAGGCUUUUGGGAAAAGAGGGUCGACAACUGCACCAAGUCACGCAAAGAUGGCGAGCCGAUCUACAUUCCUAUCACGCGGCUCGGAGCUCAUGUCGAAACUGUUCAACUACCUUACGAUCUCGGAGGGACCAAAUUUCACGAUCACUCACGCUGGAUUCAAACUCGAAUGAAAGUCGAAAGAUACGAAAAAACUUCGGAAAUAUUGGUCGCCAAGAUGGUUUAUCUUCGUGGCAAGUUGUGCAGCUUCGAUCCUUUGCGAUCGAGAGAUCGAGCGGAAGUUGAUCUUGGUUCGUACUGGGAAGCCGGAACCGAGUUGGCCGAAAACGCUCAGGAAGUGCUGAUUUCAGGACGGAAUCUACUGAGUGCAAUGAGCAGGGAAUCUUCUCAAGAUUAUUUGGAUACUGUGCAAAGCAUCAAUAGAAUUUUGGACACUAUAGAAUUGGAACAGGUCGAACUGGAAAAAGGGUGGACUAAACUGGCCCAAAAUUUGGACAUAGCUCGUGAGAUAAACGAGCUCGAAAAGGGAUUGAGCCAAGUGACCAACUGGAUUCUGGGACCCGCUGAUUUUAUGCUCAAUUCACGCUGCCAAGUAGGUUACGAUGUUACGUCGUCAGAAAAUUUACGAAUGGAGCACGAACGCUUGGAGUUGGAAUGCAAGAACGCUUACACUCGCUAUGCGGAGUUACUCCACAGAAUUGACAGUGUGCCGGAGGAUCGAUUGACGGAGGACGUCAAAUCUCAGAGAGACUUCAUGGAUUUCGUGUGCAAAAACUUCGCCACGAGGCUGGAAAGACGGAGAAGCGUUUUGAUUACUUCGCAAAGAUUCUUUCGCCUGGUUUCGGGGUACUUUGAUCGAACGAGCGAAGUUUUUGACAAACUGGUGAUGGGCAACCGAACUUGCGCUCUGUCCCAGGCCAGCCUCAAGCUCCGGAACCUCGAGAAGAGUCAAACCAUUUUAGAUGGACUGCAGUGCCAACUGGUCCAGGAAGGAGAAAAGCUCUCCGAAUUGUUGGCGAUUCCGAUCAAAGACGCGCUCGCGCGUCAAGUUCCUGUCGACUACAGCGAGGACAUUAUCAACAUUCGCGACAUUCUGGACGCUUCGAACGCUCGAAAAAAUAUCUUCAACGAUAGCGUCGAACUCCAGAAAUUGACGCUCAAACAAAUGGCGCUAAUCUACGCUUACGAAAAUGAUGCCGAGCAGGCUGUCAGAUGGCUCACCGAUUUGCUCGGAGUCGUCGUAGAUAAUCACACCGAAAUUGGAUCUCACGCCGCUGAAAUACAAACGCAAAAAGAAGAGCAUCAAACCUUCCAGGACACGGCGAAGGGUACCUUCGACUACGGUUACCAACUGGCGAACGGUGCUCGAGUCCUGAGAAUCUCAUGCAGAUUGGAACUCGAGAGCAACACGAGUUUGGCAUCGAGACUGCGCCAAGCCUGGCGACGCUUGCGCUCCGUAGGACAGGAGCAGCUCACGAGGCUGAGAGUUUGCGCAGUUUUUCACAGGAGCGUCGACGAGCAUUCAGCCGCUCUGAACGAGUUGAUCGACACGAUCGAGGAGUCUUUCAUGCUCCACGAAACCUCCAUUCCCAAAGACUCGUCUUUCGAUAGAACACUCAUGUCGAGGACCGAAACACUUCGGGAGGUUCUCGAUGAUCGAGAAAAACUUUUGCCCGAUGUCGGCCGGACGAUCCGGCUCGGGAGGCUGCUGAAAACGCGCUUGAAGGAGCCGCUCUGUGCGCAGAGGAGAAUGUCGAAUCCCGAGUCAGCGAGUUCGUCGAGCUUGGACGAUCACGUUGGUAAUUUAACCGCGGUGGAUGCGAUAUCGGAAAGGUUGGCCGAGGUGACGCGUUUGGCUGAGAAACUCGACGAGAGAUUGUACGAAGCCGGUGCGCGGAUAAGGAACGCAUCGAGGCAAAUUGGGGAGCGAUCCUCGUGCUCGUUUAAAUGCGAGCAAGUUUCUGAAGCGGCUAGCAGCGAGGUUCAAAAAUCAGUGAGCUUCGACGAGGCCGGUGAAAAGUUUGGCAAAAAUACGGAUCACGACGUCGACGAGUCCUGCACGGAGGAUUUCGUUACGGCUACGGAAUGCACGACGACGCCGAUCGCCCGAUCGAGGAGCGAAUCUUUCGCUACCAUGUCCGAGGCCGACGAAGCCCUGCACACUUCAGAGCUCCGCAAUACUCGGCAAGACGCACCAGAAGAGGCUCGGCUCCAAAAACAAGAGUUCGGAGCUUACAAUAAUCUCGACGAUUCCCACCGGGACGAACAAAUCCUUUCGAACGGCCACGCGAUGGCGGACACCAAAAGGGAGGACCGGCUGCCCGAAGCUGACGUCGAGAGAGCGAGUUCUACGUCGAUCAUCGAAAAAGUGGAGGAGAAAUGUGGAAAGAUCGUAAAAGAAGUGACGGAGACAACGACUCUGAGAGUUUCUCACGACACUCGUUUCGGCGUGGCCUCGUACAAGCUGACCUCGAACACUCUGCGCGAGGCUCACGAGCACACGGGCCUCAAGGGGAUCCUGGACACGAAGGGAUUCGGCGUGAAGACGAAUGGUCACGCCGAGAAUAAUUUACCUGACAAAGACGAAUUGUGCGACUAUGAGAGAGAAGAAAUUUCGAUUUCGGACGUCAAGCCCCCCCUGGAAGCUCUGGAGAACGGUGAAUCCUCGAAAUUGUCGAAAAUCGUUCGAGAAUCGAGUCAAAGGGAGAGCAAAACCUCGGACAAUUUAAACGAGAAUAACAACGUCGUUAAAACGCUUUCUUACUGUUUGGAGUCUCGAGGCAACAACGACAGCGGUAUCGAAAUGACGCCCGCGAAGAACGGAGAUUAUCUGGAACAGAACGAAGAACUCGAAGACUUGGAACUUCUGACGAAACUGAAAACGAGCGGAGAAUGGCUGAGGCUGAAGGUACUCGAAGUACGACCGGAGUUGACGAGACUCGGUGCGACGGUCGAGGAAGCUACGAGAUUAUCGACCGCCCACGACGAGGUCCUCGUGCGUCUCCAGAGCAAGCAAAGCCCCGUUGAAGAGUUGCUCAAGCAAGCUGACCAACUGAUUUCGACCCAACGUCCCAGAGCUGAGGUUUACGCUGCGAUGGCUGAGACCCUGGGACAAGCCUGGCGCGAUGUCAACACGCUGCUGGAGCUGCGAAAACAGAUUCUCGAUCAUAACGUGCUGUUUCAACGUCGAGCCGAGGAAUGCCGGGAAAGUACGAAAGCCCUGGAAAUGGCCUGCAACGACACACUUUUGCCCAUAGAAAUAGAAGCCGUUAGAAAAUUCCUCGAUAAAAUUCACGAGCUACGAAAGUCCAUGCUGUCCGCUCUGAUGGGCGCUCUCCAAGAGGGAAAAGCUCUGUUGGACCGUUUGAAAGAAAUUGCGAACGAGGGCACUCUCGAUUCGAGACCCGAUCGAAUAAAAGCUGAUGCCGAUCACGCUGUCGUUCAGGUGGAAAAAUGGCUCGAGGAACUCCACGACCAGCGACGCCUCAUUGAAAUUUCUUUCAGCAGUCGAAAAACUCAGCUGGAACAAUGUUUGGCUCUCGCACUUUUGGCCACCGAAUUGCGAGAUUUGGAAGAAAUUUUGAGCGACAGAAUAGCAGCCUUGGCCAGCAGCAGCGAUCAACUCGGAGAUUCUUCUUCGAGUGCUGAACUCCUGCUUUUCGAGCUCAAGAAACUCCAGAACGAGGCAAAGGAGUUCCAAGACCGAUCGAUCAAGAUAACCAAAUCCACUGAGACGUUAGCAACCUCAGGACAUUUCGCUGGCGAUCAAGCGACCGAACAAGCUUACGCGAUAUUGGAAACUGCUGCUGAUUAUGUCAACGAUUUGGACCAGUACGAAAGCCUCUUGAACCGAGCCAUCGCCUAUUUCGAAUCUGCACGAUCGGCUUUCACGAAGCUCGAUCAGCUAGAGAUUCAGCUAGCAACGACGGAACAUCCGGAGCACUCUGCUCAACUGGCACGUUUUCACGCCCAAGCAGCAUCAACGCUCACGGACGUGACUGCGGUUCCAUUGAGCGAAGGAUACGCUCUGCUCGACAUAACGGGAAGAGGAGCGCCCGGCGCCGAGGGCGUCAAACGGACGGUCGAGGAGCUCGAGAACCGUAAGAUUCGCUUGAUGGAACGUUGCACUGCCCACAAGGAAGAAAAUCUCCGGAUAUCGCGAGGCCUGGCAGCGUUCUUCGAAAAAUACGACGAGCUGCGUUCGUGGCUGGCGGGAAUCGCCGACGCGUUUUUGCGGGGUCACCAAGAUAUGGGAAGCGACGUUCCCAUGGCCAAAGAUUUCUACAGAAUUCAUUGCCAGCUGCUCGAAGACCUCGGCAAACGUGGCCUCGAGAUCGACGAAGCCCUUGCCGUUCUCUCCGGGACCAUUCUCGAAAUCCCUGACGAGCGACAACGCGCUCACAAGAAACAGGAGAUUGAAGAAAGAGUCGAGACCCUACGAGACUCUUGGCUGGACUCACGCAACUCCGUCGAAUUUCGUGUCAAACUCGGCUCCCUCUACGUCGACUUCCACGAAGCCGCCCAACGCCUCGGCAACGAAGUUGAUCAGCUGGAAACCGAAUUCAAACAAAACGUCGAACGAAUGGACGACCAGAAAAUCGCCGAUUUGGAAUCACGCUGGAAAGAGCUGCAGCCGCUCUACGUCAAGCUCACCCAAUCCGGUGCCAGGUUCAACGACGAAGCCGAUCGCAGCACUGACGCCUAUCUCGACGUUCCGAGAGCCAGAUUGUGCGUUGAGACGACCCUUGAACGCUUUGCAAACAAACAAUUAAACGUCACGGAAUCCUGGGAAAAUUGGCAAACCACUGUCGUAACUGUCAAGGAAAGGAGAAUCGAACAGGAAAAGAGAGUCGAAGAGAGCACGAGGACACUCGAAUGGGUCUCGAAAUUCGGUGAGCAACUGUACCCAAUCUUGACCUCCGACUCGACGAACCCUUCGACGUUGCUCCAAGACCUGGAGAGUUCGCUGAUCGGGAUACUUCCGGAAUUGAAGAAAGCGGUUACGGAACUCGACGCGAGGAUAAAGAGCGUGGAGACCUUCGGAUACGGCGCUGACGAGGACCGGGCUGGAGAACGAAUCAGGCUCCAACUGUCCCGGGUUUACGAUCAUCUUAGAACGACGGCUUCGGAUUAUCAAAUUUUGUUAGAAUCGUUAAUUUCAGUAUUUCGGCGCUUGGUCGAGGUCGAGGAAAAAGUCGUUGAGGCGAAGCGCACGCGGCAGGAGCUCGAGAGAUCAGCGACUUCCGGUUUCCUCUCGGAAGCGGCCCGGAAAGAGCUGCGCUCGAGGUCCGACAGCCACGAAACGGAGCGUCGCUCCAUCGGCGAAACUUUGGAAAACCUCCGACUCGAAAUCGAUCGGGUUGUCGCCAGAAUCGAAAAGCAAGAGCCACCGGAAGCUGCGUCCCAAGAAAUCGAGAGAUUGAAACGCGCGCUCUCUCACACCGCGUCCGAGUGGGAAGACUCGUGGCUGGAAACGAGAAAUCGACUCGACGGGGGCAUCCGGUACUGCGAUUUCGCUGACGAUCUCGAUCUCAUCGACGCUGACCUCCGUCGAUUAGCCCAUCAAUUGGAAGCCUCCAGCCCACGUCUCACCGGCGACAGUUUGCCGGCCGUUGAAUCAGCGUCGCGAACUUUCUCACAGUUUGAAACAACGAUUACGACUUUGGAAGAGCGAAUAACGCAUUUCGUGAAGACAACGGAAGAAAACGUAGCGCUCACUUCGCCGGAUUCCCCGUUGACGAUUCACCGUGAGUUGUCAGGGCUGAAGGAGCGAUGGCACGAGUUGAAGAGAAUCGCAGCAGAAACCAGGAAACGCAUUGAUCUGAGCAUCGAGUACUUCCAAUUAUUGGAGGAAGCCAAGAGUUGGUACAGAGAAGGCAACAAAUUGUUGAUCGUCAUUGCGAGAAAAGCGACGGCGGCUAAAGUACCGGGAGAGGCCGCUGAACUGUUGAGGGACGUUGAAAGAUUUUUGAAGGCAGGUGAAGACCGACAGGAGAAAAGGAUCGAGAAAAUCCGCGAACUGUCGACCCUCGUUUUCGGUACCGACAGGCUGCCCCAAUUCAACGACGUCGUCGUAGAAAAUCGCGAAACCCUCGACUCGUUCGCGGUUAUAACGUCGGAGCUUCGCACGCUCGAGCAAAAUCUCGAAAGCUCGGUGAUCGAGCUCGAGGACAAAUUGAAAGAAAAGUUACGCGAGGAAGAGGAGAUCAGGGAACUCGAGAUCGCACGGGCCGAAGCUCGCGCUGCUUACGAGGCCGAAAUCGCGAGAAAAGCCGAAUCUCUCGCUCAAGAAGAGCCCAAAAAAUCAAUCCCCACGACCGACUCUUCCGUACAAACGAACUCUUCGAUCACUCAGCGAAAAGAAGAACGAGUCGUUCAAGAAACUAUCACGUCAGCGAUUACCACCAAAGAAAUUCGAAUCCUCCAAAAGACUGAGCUGGAGGAGGAAGUGCCAGUUCUCAUGGCCCCGUUAGGAUCAAAAGAGCCGCGUGAAGAGGCGGAAACGUUGGAACUGGCAAAAAACGUGCUACCGGAAAUGAGCGAGUGUGGGGAGGCUCCAAGGUUCAUAGUAUUUCUGAACGAUACGACGAUCGAGGAAGGGCAGCGUUUGAGUUUGGAGUGCAGAUUGGUUGCUCGUCCGACCCCUGAGGUCGUUUGGUACAAAGACGGAAUAUCGAUACUGAAUAAUCCCGACUAUCGGACGAGCUUCGACGAAGAAACUGGCUCAUGCACUCUCAUGAUCGAGGAAACUUUUACCGAGGACUCGGCCAAGUUCACCUGCAAAGUUUUCAACAUUCUCGGAAUGGCAGAGACCUCGGCUAACCUCACAGUCAAAGAAACAGCGCCGGAGCAUCAGCUGAGUCCGCCCAUAUUCGUCAAGGAAUUGUCGGCCUCGAGAGCGAAGAAAGGGAGCUCGCAUCUGCUCGAGUGCACCGUCACUGGAAGCCCAUUACCAACGGUGCAGUGGUACAAGAACGAUACGAAUAUCGACGAUUCGCCUGACUACGCGAUAACUUACAACAACGGGGAGGCCGUUGUCAAAUUUUACGAAAUAGUUGCCGAGGACGCUGCGAGUUAUAGCUGCAAAGCGACGAAUCGAUUGGGCCAAGCAUCGACGUGUGCCAAACUCGAAGUCGAAAUCCCUGAGGCAAAACAACCGGAAGUGGCUCAACGGAUCGUCGAAAAUGGUUUUUCGAGCGUCUCACCAGAACCGAAGUUCGAAACCGUCGUCGAAGAAACUCGCAGCACUCGACACACCGAAACUAUCGAGGAAAAAAUUAUUCGAGAGUCGAAACUAGUCACGAUUGAGACGACCCCCGAAGAAGAAAUGGGCAGUGCGACGAGUCAGGAGCUCCCUCCCGAGGUCAGCAAAGAGAUCGAGCUCCCUGAAGCGGAAGUGCCCAAGCACGUUGACGUCAAAGACAGUGCUCAGGCUCCUGUGCAGGAAGAGCUUCCGGAAGACAAAGAAAUUCAGGAGCCGACGAUCGAGCCAAGUAUCCAAGUGCCGCUAAAAAAUACUCAAGUUUUUGAAGGUCGCACCGCCAAAUUGGAUUGCGUAAUCAUAGCGCAACCGGAGCCGGAGGUGAUUUGGUACCACAACGAAAAACCAGUGAAGGAAUCAGCGGACUUCCAGCUGCUUUUCCAAGGUGACAGAUGUUCGCUCGUGAUCCACGAGGCGUUUUUGGACGACGGAGGAAAGUACAAAGUCGUAGCAAUAAAUUCGCGAGGCGAGGCAUCGAGCGAGUGCGUUCUUUCGGUUGUUCCAGCCUCCGAUACGAGCGAUCGACUCGCGAGUGGCAACGUGCCCCAGUUCGUGAAACUGAUGACUGACGCUCUCGUGGAAGAGGGCGAAGACACGACUUUCGAGUGCCAAGUCAGUGGCGAUCCCCGCCCGGAUCUCAGAUGGUUCUUCAAUAAUGUAGAAAUAGACGAGCUCAACGAGCGCAUCAAGGCGAUCCAUGACGAGACGGGUGUGUGCACAUUGACGAUUUCACCGACGUGUUUGGAGGACAAGGGCAACUAUGUGGCAAAAGCAACGAAUUUGCACGGUGCGGCCAAGGCCAUAGCUCGUUUGGUGGUGAAGCCGGUGAUGAAUUCUACGAAUAAGGCCGAGGCGAUGGUCCAGAUGUUGAAGAAGCUGGUGCCGCCGACGUUCGAAGAAGUUUUCGCGGAUAGAACAGUGCCGCGUGGUGCAACGACGAAAUUCGAGUGCAUCGUUCACGGGACUCCGACUCCGAAGAUACAAUGGCUGUUCAACGAUCGACCGGUGCACGGUACGGGAUUUCUGUUAUCGGUGAGUGGGGAGCGUCAAGUGCUGACCGUACCGGAAGCUGCGCCUGAGCACGUCGGUACGGUUUCAUGCGUGGCGGAAAACGCAGCUGGAAAAUCAACGUGCACGGCCAAACUCGAAGUCGGUGUAGGAGGAACGAUCGAGGGAGGUGAGGAGAAAGAGGCCGGUGAAUUGGUGAUCAUCGAAAGCGAAAUGAAUCCAUCGAGCAGUAGCGACAGAUACUUCACCACGGAGAGAAAGACCGUGGGUGAAGGGGAAGUCCCGGCGGGUGGUCAAGUUUUAACGAAAAUGUCGUCCUCGAUGACACAAUCGUCGUCGAGUCACUCGUCAUGCGUGAAGGAAUACAAAUCUUCGACUUCCAGCUUCCUCGAGGCUGGAAGAGUCCCGGCUCCGGGGAACGUCGUCACCAAGACUACGAUCGAGAGCAGCGAAUUUUUGUCUCAGGCAAACGGUGCACCGCCGGUUGUACAGAGCCACAAAGUCGAGGAAUUCGAACGAAUCAUUCAGGACACACCGGGCGAAAUGAGACAAGAAAAGACUGUCGUCGUUACCGAGGGACGUGCCAAGGUGCAAAAACCCACGAGAAAAACAACUGCGCCGAGAUUCGUCUCACCUGUUACUGGGAUGAUCGUCGAUCAGGGCAGUGACGUCGUUCUCGAAGGAGUCAUCGACGGCUUUCCACAACCGAACGUAAGCUGGUCCAAAAAUGGUCAACAGCUGAAGGACAACGUAAAAACGACUUACGCUCACAACCACGUCAGACUGGAACUGAAAAACGUGAACGUCAAGGACGCCGGUCGUUACACGUGCACGGCGAUAAACGAGGCUGGCAAUGCCAGCAGCACGGCUGAUCUCGUUGUCAAAAAAACGAUAUUCCCUCCGGUGUUUGGCAAGAGGCUCCAGGCUCAGGUCGUCAAAAGAGGCGAACGAGUCGUCAUGGAGGUCGAAAUAACCGGGACUCCCGAACCCACAGUCACUUGGUACAAGGACGACGUACCAGUUCGAGAAAGACCACCGGAAGUGAGACUCCGACAGCUGGGAAACUGCUACUUGCUCGUUAUCGAAAAAGCCGAAAAGGAACACGCUGGCAAGUACAUGGUGAACGCAACUAACGCUGGUGGCGAGGCUCAAAGUAUCGCUGAUUUUGCUGUCUUCGAACCAACCCCGGACACCAUGGUCGAAGUGCACAAAACCAUCGUCUACGAGAAUGUUCACGAUAAAAAUAUCGUCCAGCCCGACGGAAAGAAGAGCGAGAUACCGUCGGCGAAUUUGACAACCGAGCACAUUGCGACGACGAUGAUUCAGCCGAGUUCGACCCUGAAAACGAUAGUUCCGCCACAUUCGACGGGCACAGAUUCCAUAAGAACGGUACAAUUGAUAGAGAAUAGAAUGGACAGCGCUGGCAAUGCUCCAGCGGUGCAAAAAGCUUCGCGUUCCGAGUACAUAUCAUCGACGACGGAAUCGCACCAGACGGAAACGAAAUCGGAGCAAAAGUUCCACAUGAAACUGCAGCACAAAUCAGCGCCUUUGUUCGACGAGGAAGGCGGAGAGAGUGCGGACGCCGGUCCGCGGUUCAAAAUGACGACGACGACGAAGACGAGCACCCAAGAGACGAAGGUCGGUGACGAGCCGGCAUCAACGAAAACCUGCGAUUUUAUCGAAACGAAGAGAACCGAAUUGCCGAGUAAAAGUAAAGUCGACACUACGACGACGCAAGAGGAAAACGAGAACGUCGAGACUUCGACGAUCGCGAAGAAGGACGCGCUCAACUUCUUCGAGUCGAUGUCCAAGGACAGCGAGUCCACGCCACGGGGACCGAAAGCAAUGAUCAAACUCACGGAGGACACGGAAGACGGUAAUUACGAUGUCAAGGUUGACAAACUCACGAAAAACUACGAGCGCACGACGAAAUUCGAGGAGAAUUAUCGACCGGAGCGUCCCACCGUGGAAACCUCGAAACGAGCUUCUCAGGGCGUUUUCGAAAAGUUGGAAAAAGGCGGAACCUCUUCGAGGGGUUUGGAUAACACGAUGAUUGAUUUUCCCUACGAGGAUUACAAGCUCCCACCCUUGGAAAUCAAGCGCACCAUUCUGGAGGAUACGACCGCCUCGGGCUCGCCGAUUCACGGUACUCUAACAAUCUCGAAAUUGCAGGCGCAAUCGGAGAGUGCCGAAGCCAUGUUGACCGGUUUCAAUCUCGUGCCGGAACCGCCGCCGGAAAUCGGCUACAUGCCGAAGCCCGAUGAGGACGUGCCGAAAAAGCGUCCGGACGGUGUAUCCGUCAAAGCUAAGCAGUUGCAGGAGUCCCACAAGAAUCUGGAUUCGGUCGACGCGCCGAUCGGCGGAGUAAAGAUCUUCCCUACGUCGCCGGCGAAGCCGACGGUUUGUCCGAUGCCCAGCAAGGAGCCACCGAGGCCGAAGCCCACGUCGAUUCCUCCGCCGUUCGAAUUGGACUCGGGGAGUGACGCUUACGAGUGUAGACGCGAGGUUUGUGAGGAGGUUUGCGUCAAGAAGGAUGCCCGGGAAGGAAAGAAGAUCGAGGAUAUGAAAACAACGUCGCAGACUUACGGGGCGACGGCGCCGGGUGCGAAGCCGAUGGAGAGUGUGACCGAAAAAUGGUGGUCAUCGACCUCCGAUCUGGAAACGCGUUCUCACGUAUCGACGGAUCUCUCCGAGUACAGGUGUCACUCGGCAGCCUCAUCGAAUCAGAUCGACGCUCGUCCGGGCUCGCCGAAGCCUUCGGCGGAUGGGAUAGCGAUGGAAAAAUCGUGGGCGAAGAAAGCGAGCCCCGACUCAAGCCGGAAGUCGUGGCCACCGCCGCAACCAGGGGCGAAGGAAUCGACGAAGGUGUUCAGCAAGCGGGAGGAGUGGCAGGAGCCCGAUUUGGCUUAUAAAACAUCGUCGAAGGAGAGCCGACAAGAGAUCGAGGAGUCUCCGGGCGGAGGGACGAAGAAAACGAGCAUCCAGUCGGAAUCGACGCUGGAAACGCGUUCUUGGUCGUCCAAGGAGAACCGCACGGAGGAAAAGAUAAUCGAGAAACCACCGUCGCCGCCUGCACCGAAGCCUGUGAUAAUGUACAACGCCGAAACCAUCAAGGUCGAUCACACCGUCAAUAGGAUGGAGGAGAAAUCUUUGGUGGAAAAGUAUCAGAGCGAGUGCGACACCCAUCGCAUGGAGACGACCGAGAAGAUGGUUUAUGAAGAGCUCAGGGCACCUGGCUUGGUAAAGAGCGCGGCUCCACCGCCGAAAGCGCCGGUGGUUCAACUCUACCAUCAAUCGACCGCUCCUCCAGAAGAGACGCCAAGAACUUACGCCAAGGAAUCCUGCAUAUUCAAAGGCACCAUGGCCACGGCACCGAGGCGUCAAGGUCCGCAGAUCUGCCAAACGCAAACGACCCAAGAGAUCAUCCUGCAGCCCGGUCCCCCACCGGAAAUGGGUUACGUCCCCCCGCCGACGAUGCAUGAAAAAAAACUCGAAAAAUUCGAGAGGACGACGGAGUCGUCGAGGAUGACGCCCCAGCAAACGUGCUGCAUGAAAAAGAGGGAAGAAUUCGUCGCAGCAGCUCCCCCGAUUCCUCCCAAGGAUGCGAGGGCAACGCCGCCCCCGUUGCCAGCGAAGAACGUCACCGAGACUUUCCAGUGUUAUCAGACGUGCCAGACCCGCGGAGCGCCCACGACCCCGACGAAAUUCGUCAAGGGGACCUUCGUCGAGAGCGACUAUGAAUCGGAUUUUGAGUGUCGCUCCAAAUGGCGCCCGUACGAAAGCGACAGCGAAGAGCCACGCUAUCGCAGGGUCCAGCCACCGACUCCCAAGCAAUCGAGCAGACCGAAAUCAACCGAACCGGAACCCCUGCCACCCUCCAGCUUCGAAGUACCGCCGCCCGAAUUAACCGGCCCACCGAGACCCACCGUCACCAGAGAUUUCAUGGACGAACGCAUGGCUCCAUCCACCACGAAAAAAACGACCUCGUCGAUGACGUCACGUCACGAGAGAAACGUCAAGCAACAACAAACUUGCUAUCAAACUUCAUCGCAGACUCAUUCGCACUGCGAACAGAAUUUGCCGAAACCAGGAUCCCCACCGGUUUACGUUCAAACAACACGAACCACUCAAAUUGCUCCCCGAUCGCCCACUGCCAAAACCAGCAAACCCGAAUCUCCGAAAUUCAAAACGAGAAUUUUCCAACAAGAAAGCGGUUACAUGGCCGACACCGAUGAACCUCUCCAGCAACGAGGCUCCUCGUCAUCCAGUUUCACCCAAAGAACCCUGGGUAAACACGACGGAUCAACCACCUCCUCGACCUCACACUCGGAGUCCCGAACCGCCUUCUCCGAAUCGCGUUCCUCACAGUUCAUCGAAAGUCAAACCUUCACGAGCUCCAACCAACGAAAAGACAUGUCGCAGUCCUUCUCAGCAUCGAAUCAGUAUCAAAGCGCCCCUAAAUGUCAAAACCAACGAUACUCUUACUGCGAAAAAUCUUACGGAACUACCAGCACACCUGGACCUACCACUUGCCCACUUCGAUCCAAACUUGCUCCAAAGCAAGAAACACUGUACUCGGUAUCACAAACAUCGAUGCAGCGAAACGCCGAAACGAAAAAAUAUCCAUCAGCUCCUAGUCCGUCCAAAUUCACGCGUGGUGAAUUUCGCGAGAGUGACUACGAGAGCGACUACGAAGGGAGGAUUCCACCGUUGUGGAAGCCACGAGGAGGCUCUGACGUCGAGGACUAUUCUUUCAAGCCGGUCAAACCAAACCUCGUAAACGCAGGCAAAACGAUUCGUCCCGUAGCUGCGCCGGUUGCAUCGAUGCCAGAUUUCGCGACUCAGCGUUCGACGGAAACGAGCGAAACGAACAACAUUCGAGAAUUUAGUAACGAAAAGUUGGUCAAAUCGGAAGAGACGAACAAACCGAUGGUCGUACGCGCAACGCCGGAAGUGCCGAAGCCGACGCCGGUCCGACAAAAAUCGGUUUUGCUGCCGGGCACGCCACCGGAGCUGGCUUACGCCCCGCCCCGGCCACAGUCUUAUUACGAGGGUCGAACUGGAAUGCCGUUCCACAACGCGGUUGGUACCGAGAUGAAAAAAACCGUGCGGAUGGACGAGUCCACAGAGAACUCGAGAAGAAUCGUCACCGUUGAGCAAACCAGUCGCGUCAUCAAGUUCGGCGAGAACAAAACUUCCUCGUCGAUGGAACGCCAGCAAUUAUCACCGCCGGAGCAACCCCAGCAACAACGUCAAAUGCCCAGAUUCACGGUACCCAAACCGAAAAAAUUCGUCCAAGGACAAUUCCGCGAAUCCGAUUACGAGAGCGACGCCGACGUCGGACGAAUCCGCCCGAAAUGGGCACCAGCCGACAGCGACACCGAAGACCCUCAGUACAGAAAAGUUCAGCCACCCAGAUUCGUCCGAUCUUCCAGCCUGCCACCCCCCAUCGAUCCCGUCGAACGCGUCGUCACUCCAAUGGAAUUUGACUCAGGACCCCCACUCAUGUCGACCAACAACUCCACCAGCUUCGAACAACACCUUCGACGUCUCAACGAAGAAAGCGAGAGACUGAGGACCACCCAGGAACUCAGAAAACGACAUGACUCGCUCCCAGAACCUGGCGCACCUGCGCAAUUCGGCUAUGUUUCUGGUAGCAACAUCAAGAAAGCUGCCAAUCACGUAGCAUCAAAGCACAUGACCGACAUGACGAGCAGCUUCAAAACGAAAACGGAAAAAUUCGUCAACGACAUACAAUCGGAUCUCAAACAGAGUAAACCGAUAUUGAAGUAUCCAAGGACAGAAAGCCGUGCCAGCGAGGGCGACGAGUCUCAGGCUUAUCGGGAAGAAACAAGAUUAUCACAAUACGGAACGAAGCACAUUGAUCCGGACACAGGCCUCAUUUACUUCAAGUACGACUUCGGCUACGAAUUCGGGAUCGUUUUACCGGGUGAGGGGAAGAAAACGCUGUCGAGUAGCAGCAAAACAGUGGCAGGGCAACGUCGUGGGAGCGACAUAGACGUUCCGAUAGUUCACGAGUUUACAGGUCGUCGAGAGAAUGGAUUUACGAAGACGAGUCCAGGCUGGCAGCAGCAGCAACAGCAGCAGCAGCAGCAACAAUCGCGAAACGUUCCAGCGAGAGCCUCGAACGGAACAAAAUUUGCAACUCCUUCAAAAUCAGUCAAGUGGGAGCCCACAUCAGAGAGUGAAUUCUCCGAGGCGGAAGAUUCGUCGAGAAAACGUGGCAAAAAACAGGGAAAUUUAAUGCCGCCGCCGCCCUGUCUCGUGAUUCCACAAUCACCGAGCUCACCGCGAUGGGAUCCAACGACUCCGAGUCCGAUGUCGUUGAGCCCGAGUUUGCCGAGUUUCUCACCGAGACCCAGCAGCCUCACUGGGCCUCCGAGCAACGUGGAUUCCAUCGCAGAAUCACCUUGGCCGAGUAGCAACGGAGUAGCUAAUAAUCGCGAAGUCAUUCAACCGUAUCUCGACGUUCAGCCGAAAAAAGCUCCUCUUUUUAUUACACCUCUGCGGGAUAUCGCUGUGCUGAGUGGCCAAACGGCGAGAUUCGAAUGCAUCGUCCAGGCGGAGCCACAGCCGAACAUCAUUUGGUCGAGGAACGGAAGGAUCGUUGAGAACUGUUUCGACUACGAGAUUCACUACAGGAACGGAGUCUGCCGUCUCGUUAUUCCGAGAGCAUACGACGAUGACGCCGGCACGUGGGCGUGUACGGCGACGAAUGCUCUCGGCUCAACGAGCACAGCGUCGCUCCUCCAAGUCGCCUCAGACUCGACGGAGGAAACAGCAGACUCUUGCUCAGCGGAAUCCCCGGAUGCAUCCUCCAAAUUCGUCGCCCUCCAGGAUCUCUUCCUAUCGGCUCAUAAUCCAAUGCGGAUUCGAUCUUACUCCUACGAUGAAGAACGGGAGGAGAUGCUGGCAAAACAAGUCGAAGAAAGUACUUUUGUUGAACGAGACGCUAACGAAUCUCGUGAUCGAGAAUUGGUUGAAAAUUACGAGCCCGCGUACUGGUCGGAAAACGGGGAAAAUGUUGAGGAAUCUUUGACCGAGGACGACAGCACUGACGACCGGGAAUCUCAGAGACGACAUUACGAGGAGAUAACGCGACGUCUCGAAUUGUAUUCGGAGAUGGAUUAUCACGUGUCAGAAUUUUACGCUUCGGAGGGUACUUCCUCGAGGUACACGAGCAGUCCUGAAAGUCGGAACAAUUCGUCCUUGUGGAUCCGUGAAAUGGAAAGAAACUCCCGGUCGCCCGUGCAAGGAGAGCUCGUGAUGCAAAUGACACCGACCGUACCAGUGUUCACCGGAAGACCCGGCGAUCCAUCGCCCCCGGUAUUCGAGCAAAUAUUCAAAAAUGCCAGACUCGCUCAGGGCGGUAACGCGAUCUUCGAGGGCCGCGUACGCGGCACUCCCAAACCAACUGUUUCGUGGACCCACAAAGGUGCACCGCUCAAGGAAUCACAGAAAAUUAAAAUGUCCUACGACGAUCGCACCGGCACUGUCACUCUUCAGAUCAAUCAGAUUGGCCCGGGAGACGAGGGAGAAUACACUUGCAACGUUCGAAAUCAAUACGGCAAUGCCGUCUGCUCGGUUUACAUACAACCGGAAGGAUUUGGACCCCCGCCUCCGCAACAGCUUGGUGGCUACAAAAAGGAAUACUCUCAGAGUUUCCAAUCGAUGGAGCAAACUAACGGCAGUCAGAGUUAUCAACAGCGAAGCUAUCAGCAAACAACGGACAAACGUUUCACCAAUGGUUCCUCGACGAUCACCACCGUUAUCGAGGAUUUCAAGGUUGAUACAUUUGAAUACCGAUUGCUACGAGAGACCGAGUUUCGUGAGUCGAUAACUCGUCGCACGGUGACGGAAACGGAUUCGCAGAUAUCGAACGUGAUCGAUCGCAGUCUCGGGCCAGUGGCACCACCGCAGAUAAGUCAGAAGCCUCGAAACUCCAAGCUCGUCGAGGGCUCCGAAGCGGUGUUUACUGCUAAAGUGUCAGGCAACCCGAAAGGAAGGAUGACGUGGUUCAAAAACGGACAACGAAUUCGCGACAGCAAUCGCAUGGAGACGAGCCAUUCGAAUCAGCAGGCAACUUUGAAGAUCCGUAACACGACGACCGAGGACAGUGGUCAUUACACGUUGUUGGCUGAGAACCCUCAAGGUUGUACAGUGAGUUCGGCCUAUUUGGCGAUCGAGUCGAGCAGCGAUCAAGUGGAUCAAGCGCCGCAGUAUGUGCAGCAGCGUGAGGCCUUGCGAACGGUGCAAACGGAGUCGAUGACAUCAGGAGGUCCGGUGAGCGAAGGACCCGACGCGGGUAAAGCGCUCGCUCCGAAUUUCGUGCGUACAUGCGCCGAUCGGGAAGUGACCGAGGGAAAAAUGACGAGAUUCGAUUGUCGCGUGACCGGACGUCCGUACCCGGAAGUGACGUGGUACGUCAACGGUUAUCAAUGCGUGAACGACGCAACUCACAAGAUUCUCGUAAACGAGUCCGGCAACAACUCGCUCAUGAUCACCAACGUCUCACGGUCCGAUGCUGGCGUCGUUACGUGCGUUGCGAGAAACAAAGCUGGCGAAACAUCCUUCCAGUGCAAUCUUCACGUCAUCGAGAAGGAACAAGUCCUCGCUCCUAAAUUUGUCGAACGAUUCACCACGACCAACGUUAAGGAAGGCGAACCCGUUGUUUUUGCUGCACGUGCUGUUGGAACUCCGAUCCCAAGAAUUAGCUGGCAAAAGGACGGCGUGCCAAUUGCGCCCGGGCCCGACGUGCGCAUAUCAACGGACGGCAGUGGAGCCUCGACCCUUGACAUACCGUACGCCAAGUUCAGCGACGCAGCCUGGUAUCAGUGCACAGCUCAAAACGUAGCGGGCUCCACGGCCACCCGAGCACGCCUAUUCGUCGAGACACCGAAAGGAACGACCCCCGAACCAAGACGCCUGAAUUUACCCCGACCGACUAGAGUCAUCGAACCUGAACCCGCACCUGGCCCCGAAGUGAUUUAUCUGAGACACGUUGAGCGCGCCAAGCCCUAUCUCCCUCCGCAGGAGGAAGACAGGAUUUAUGCACCUCCUCGUUUCAUCGUACCGCUACGGGACGUUCAUCAGAUCGAGGGUGGACGUAUUCAUUUCGAGGCCAGAAUCGAACCGGUGGGCGACCCCACUAUGAGGGUGGAAUGGUACAUCAAUGGUAGACAAUUGGAAGCGAGUUCUCGAGCCAAUUGCCUCUUCCGAUUCGGCUUCAUAUCGUUGGAUUUACUGAGCGUGGUUCUCCACGACAGCGGCGAGUAUCUCUGCCGCGUAGUGAGUUCAACCGGAGUCGCCGAGUCGCGCGCCACCCUCAGCGUAACCCCACGCGCAACGAUCGAGCAAACGAGCCAACAUCCCGACAGUCUUCGUUACAUACAGCAGCUCGAGGAUUACUCGAAAUACCAAAGACAAGAAAGCGCCGAAGAUCUGGCGUCCCAACGUCCGGUCUUCAUCCGUCCGCUCCAGGAACUUGGCGAGCUUCAAGAGGGCAGGAACGCUCAUUUCGAAGCGCAACUUACGCCUGUUAGCGACCCAACGAUGAAAGUGGAGUGGUACAAGGAUGGAAGACCAAUCACAGCUAGCUCGAGAAUAACGACAAUCUUCAACUUCGGCUACGUCUCACUUAACAUAAUGCACCUACGAGGUGAAGAUGCCGGUUCUUAUACCGUCAGAGCUGUGAACCGUUUGGGAGAAGCGAUCAGCACCGCUUCACUCCGAGUCUUUGCACGCACUAGCGUCACCACCGAUUUGGGAAUCCCCGAGCAACAAAAGUACAUCGAAGCUGCCGAGGAAUUGGAAGCCUAUCAACAAGCUAUGCAUCAAAAGUACGUGAGGGAACAACCCGAACCGACGAGCCCACCGGAAUUCAAGUCACCGAUUAAGAAUCAGAUCAAUAUUCGCGAGGGCGGUUUCGCCCACUUCGAGGCUCGUCUUGAGCCUGUUGGCGAUUCUGAAUUGCGAGUAGAAUGGCUUAAAGACGGACGCCCUGUGGAAGCAAGUUCAAGAAUCACGACUUUCUUCAACUUUGGCUACGUCGCUUUGACCCUGAAAUACGUAACGAUCCACGAUGUUGGUAUUUACACCUGCCGCGCGUACAACCGCGUCGGCGAGGCACAAACGACCGCACAAUUGAGUGUAAUCACCAAAAACGACAUUAUUUACGACAGUCAACAUCCAACGGGCUUGCAGAAGAUUCAAAACCUCGAGGACUCGAGUCGUUACUCCCGCCAGGUGCAGGAGGAGACCCAAGUCACUCAAGCACCGCGUUUCCUCGGUCCUCUCAAGGGCACCAACAAAAUCGUUGAAGGACAACGCGCCCACUUCGAAGCACGCGUCGAACCUCAGAGCGAUUUAACCAUGAAGAUCGAGUGGUAUCAUAACGGAAAACCCAUCACCGCUGCUAACAGAAUACAGACCUAUCACGACUUUGGUUACAUCGCAAUCGACAUCCUUCAAGUUCGCCCCGAGGACGCUGGCACAUACACCGUAAUUGCGAGAAACGCGCUCGGCGAGGCGCGUCUUGAUGCGACCAUGAUCGUUGAGACACGCUCGAGCAUCGACACGAGCAGCAUGCACCGCGGUCUCUAUGAAAAAACGCAGCGUCUGGAGGAAUCGAAAUUCGUCGAGCCGCACUAUCACAUCGAGGAGAUAUCGAAAUCGAAGCCGAUAUUUGUGCAGCCACUGAGCGAUCCGAAACCGAUGAGCGAGGGGAAAAAUAUCCAUUUGGAGUGCCGCUUGGAACCGAUGGGCGAUCCAACGAUGAGAGUCGAGUGGUUCCAGAACGGCCGUCCGGUGACGGUUGGUUCGAGGUUCCGUACUUACUACGACUUCGGUUUCGUCGCGUUGGACAUCGUGCACGCGACGGCGCUUGAUUCGGGAGAGUACACGGUCCGGGCUACCAACCAUCUCGGCAGUGCUCACACGUCAGCCUGCGUCCGAAUAAUCGGAAGAUCGGACGUCGUUACGGACACGCAAAACGAGCAAUCCCUUGAACAGAUUCAAAUGCUCGAAGAUUCUUCCAAGUAUCGUAGAACUCAACAAGAGGAAGUGACCGUCGUCCAAGCGCCGCAGUUCACCCGGCCGCUGCACAACAUCGAAACCGUCGAAUUGACCAACGUCCAUCUGGAGUGCCGUCUCCAGCCGGUCGGCGACUCGAGCAUGCGCGUCGACUGGUUUGUCAACGGACGUCCCGUCACAACCGGACAUCGCUUCCGUCCGUCCUACGAAUUCGACUACGUUGCUCUCGACAUUCUGGGUGUUUACCCAGAGGAUUCCGGCGUCUACACCUGCCAGGCUAGAAAUCAACUCGGCGAAGCCGUCACUUCGUGUUCCGUUCGCGUCCACGCGAAAAAAGACCUCCUGCUUGAGAGCCAACAUCCUGAAGGCCUCGAACGAAUACAGUUCCUUGAGGACGCCUCCAGGUACAAGAGAAACGAACUCGUCGAUGAAGUCGUCAACGUCAAGCCAAAGUUCAUCACGAUACCUAAAAAUCAAGAGAACCUCAGGGAAGGACAGCACGCACACUUUGAGUGCAAACUCGAACCGGUUACUGACUCCAACCUCAAAGUCGAGUGGUUCAAGAACGGUCGUCCGGUAACCAUAGGACACCGCUUCCGUCCAAUUCACGAUUUUGGCUACGUCGCCCUUGACGUAAUCGACCUCAUAGCCGAAGAUUCCGGGACAUACACAUGUAGGGCGGUGAACCUCGUCGGAAGCGACGAGGUUAGUUGCACCUUGGGCUGCCGUUCAACCGCGCAGAUAUUAACGGACACGCAGAACGAAAUGGGCCUCGAGCAGAUCCAUUAUCUCGAGGACAGAUCAAAAUAUCAGAGGCGCGAAAUGACCGAGGAAACAACGACCCAAGCUCCCAUUUUUACAACUUCGCUGAAAAGCGUCGAGAUCAAAGAAGGUCAGAGAGCCCAUUUCGAGUGCCGUCUCAUACCGGUGUCCGAUGCGACAAUGAAGGUCGAGUGGUUCCACAACAACACCCCGGUCAAAGCUGGUUCCCGUUUCGUUGAAACCAAUAGCUUCGGUUUUGUCGCACUCGACAUCAUGUACGCCUAUCCCGAGGAUUCUGGCACUUACACCUGCCGCGCUAGAAACGCCAUCGGCGAAGCCAUCACUUCGGCUACGGCGACUGUUCACUCGAAAAAAUCAAUUUACAUGGAAUCUCAACGCGAGGAAGUUUUGCAACGUUUGCGACAUUUGGAAGAUUCAUCGAGAUACCAACGCAAAGCUGUCCAAGAGGAGACCGUCAGUCAAGCUCCGGUCUUUACGAUGCCGAUCAAAGAUCUUCGCGUAGCCGAAAACCAAGCGGCUCAUUUUGAAGCUCGAGUCAUCCCGGUUGGUGAUUCCAAGCUCAAGGUCGAGUGGCUACGCAACGGGGUACCAAUCGAAGCCUCCAAUCGAGUCACCACGAUGCACGACUUUGGCUACGUAGCCCUCAACAUGAAGUACGUAAACCCCGAAGAUUCGGGUACUUAUACGUGCCGAGCUGUCAACGACCUUGGCGAAGCUGUCACUUCAGCUACUCUCUUCGUACAGUCGAAGGCGGCUCUUCAAUUCGAGUCGCAGCACGAGAGCUCGUUGGCAAAGUUGCAAGCACUCGAGGAUACGAGCAAGUAUCAGCGGCGUGAGGAGGAGGACUUUAUAGUGAAGGAAAAGCCUUCAUUUACGGUUAAGCUUAACGGGCCGACGAGUUUGGUUGAGGGACAAAGCGCACAUUAUGAGUGUCGCAUCGAGCCUUACCCCGAUCCGAACAUGAAAGUCGAAUGGUUCCACAAUGGUAAACCACUGUCGACUGGUCAUCGUUACAGAACCACUUGUGACUUUGGUUUCGCUUCGCUCGAUGUUUUGAGCGUUUAUGCCGAGGAUUCUGGCACUUACACUUGCCAGGCCACCAAUAAAAUUGGUUCGGCUCAGAGUUCCAUUCAGCUCAAUGUUAAAUCUAAAGCGUCUAUUAUUCGAGAAACUCAGCACGAAGGUGCGUUGAAAAAGAUCCAAUACCUGGAGGACGACUCUCGCUACAAGCGUACCGACCAAGAGGACAUUAUUGUCGCUGAAAAACCAAAGUUCGGAAGGCCACUGAAAAACAUCGAACACUUGCCUGAGGGUAAAAGUGCUCAUCUCGAGGCGACUCUGACACCGGUCAAUGACCCGACGAUGGUGGUCGAAUGGUACAGAGACGGACGACCUAUACCACAGGGUCACAAGUUCAAGACGACCUACGAUUUCGGCUACGUAGCUCUUGACAUUCUUUACGCUUAUCCUGAAGAUUCGGGAACUUAUAUGUGCAAGGCGAGAAAUGCAGUUGGCGAAGCUGUCACCACUUGUGUCAUUUCGGUCGAUUCUAAACAAGGUUUGUACCUCGACACCCUGGAUGCUCAACGUCUCGAGAAGAUCCGUCAACUGGAAACCGUCGAAAUCAAACAGGAAGUUGAGAAGGAAAUUGUCCAUCAGAAACCCGUGUUUCUUACUCCUCUUAACAACUUGGAUCAUCUGAAAGAGGCCGAACAUGCCCACCUUGAAUGCCGUGUAGAACCGAUAAACGAUCCGAACUUGAAAAUCGAGUGGUUUGUAAAUGGUGUUGCUAUCAAAACUGGUCAUCGUUUCCGUACGACUCACGACUUUGGUUACGUCGCACUCGAUAUUUUGUACGCUUAUUCCGAAGACUCGGGCACGUACAUGUGCAAGGCUACGAAUCUCGCUGGCGAAGCUGUCAAUACUUGCACCAUCAGAGUUGGCUCUCGCCGCAGCAUCCUUCUUGAAACUCAGCAUCCCGAUGGCCUGGAGAAGAUCCGUGAACUCGAGGCGCAAGGGCAUCCGGCACGUCUCGAGGUGGAGGAGCCACCAGCGACGCCUCCUCGUUUCGUGACAGAACUGAGGGGCACAACGGAAAUCUAUGAGGGGCAAACAGCUCAUUUCGAAUGCCAAGUGGAGCCAUUGCACGACGCGAAUCUCCGAAUCGAAUUCUACCACAACGGAAAGCCAUUACCAUCGGCAUCGCGUUUCCACGUGACGUUUGACUUCGGCUACGUGGCAUUGGACAUCGGUCACGCAGUGCCGGAGGACGCGGGAGAGUAUUCCGUGCGCGCGAUAAACGCUCUCGGGCAGUGCACGUCGAAGAUCGAACUGAGGGUGAUACCUCGAGAGAAUAUAAUUUUGGAUUCCCAGCGUCCGGAGGGAAUGGAUAAGAUACGAGAGUUGGAGUCCCAGCAACCGUGGAAACGUCCGGAAGUGCCGGAGCCAGUGACGCGUCAACGUCCGGUAUUCACUCAGCCGUUGCAAAACAUUGACGCGAUACCGGAAGGAACGACGGCCCACUUCGAGUGCCGUCUUAUCCCGGUCGGAGAUCCAACGCUCAAGGUCGAGUGGUUCAGGAAUGAGAAGCCGCUGGAGGACAGUUCGCGGAUAACGAAGGUUCACGAUUUUGGUUUCGUCUCGCUCGACAUAACGCACAUCCGGGAUGAGGAUGAAGGAGUUUACAUGUGUCGGGCCUCGAAUCCUCUCGGCGAAGCGGUUACGACAGCUUCGAUGAGAGUACGCACGAAAGCCAGCAUCCAAUUGGAGACUCAACAUCCCGAAGCGCAGAAGAGAAUUGCGCAGCUGGAAGCGGACAAAGGACCGAGCCGCCCAGACGAGCCUGAAAAAGUUUUCGACAAGCCGAUAUUCACUCAGUUGCUGACCGGACCAACGGAACUGUGGGAGGGUCAGGUUGCUCGUUACGAGUGCCGAGUGGUGCCCGUAGGCGACGCCAGCUUGCGCUUCGAGUGGUACGUCAAUGGCGUGGAGCUAAAGAUGGGCUCGCGCUUCCACGUAAGCCACGAUUUCGGCUUCGUUACACUGGACAUAGUGAAAGUUAUCGCCGAGGAUUCUGGAGUCUAUUCGUGCAAAGCGAUCAACAGGGCGGGUGAGGCAGUGUCCUCGAUAUCGUUGAAGGUCAAGGCUCGAUCAGCCAUCGAAAAAGACGCCAUCCAACCGGACGCCUGGCAGAAGAUCCAGUUGAAGGAAGCGGAAAUGAACAAAGUGCCGGAAAUGUUUGUAGACACGACGCCUCAACAGGCGCCCGUCUUCACCACACAUCUGAAGAGCUACGACAAACUUCAGGAAGGACAACAUGUUUAUCUGGAAGCCCAGGUCGAGCCGAGAGCUGAUCCCAACUUGCGGACCGAGUGGUUCAAGAACGGAGUUUCUCUGCAAACGGGAACGCGAUUGCGCAGCACUUUUGAUUUCGGUCUCGUAACGCUCUCCAUCAAUGGCCUUAGACCCGAUGAUUCCGCUAUUUAUACGUGCAAGGCUACGAAUCUUCUGGGCGAAGCGGUCUCAACCAGCAGCCUUAAAAUCGACGAUCGUCAUUGGCUCCUUGGUGAGACUCUUCAUCCUGACGCGUUACCUAAGAUCGACGCUUUGGAACAACCCCAACCCGGAGCCACUGAGCGACCCGAGCCAACUUACGAAGAACCCGUUUUCAUCACUCAUCUCAACAACGUCGAGUGCACCGAGGGUGACAACGUGCACUUUGAGUGCAAUGUCGAACCUUCCAAAGAUCCGACGAUGAAGAUCGAAUGGUUCAUGAACGGAAAACCUUUGCCGACGGGAGCGCGCUACAAAUCAACCUACGAUUUCGGUUAUGUCGCCCUGGACAUCAACCACGCCUACGAGGAAGAUUCAGGAAUGAUUACCGUCAAAGCCACCAACUCUAAAGGCAGUGCUCAAACAACGGGAACUCUCAAGUGUACCAGCAAACAGAGCAUCUAUUUGCAAACUCAACAUCCUCAAGGCGAAGCCGGUCUGGAAAAGGUCAAGGAGGCAGAGGAUGCUUUCCUCUCGAAAUCACGCAGACCCGAUGACUCUCCGGAGCACGAAUUCCCCAAGCCAAUUUGGACGGUUCCGCUAAAACCAGAAUUCAAACUCGGCGAAGCUGAACCGCUCCAUCUCGAAGGACAGGUCGAGCCGAAGAAUGAUCCCAACCUCAAGAUCGAGUGGUACUUCAAUGGCAAAGCUCUGGAACAUGGCUCCCGAUUCAAAAUGACUAGUGACUUUGGUUUCGUCACAUUGGAUCUGACAGACGUUUAUGAUCGCGAUUCUGGCAUCUACACCUGCAAGGCAUACAACAAAGCCGGCGAGGCUUUCACUUCGACAACGAUCUACUGUACAACCAAAGAAAACAUCAUCGAACGUUCCCAACAUCCUAAAGGUAAGGAGGGUCUUGAAGCCAUUCAAGAUCUGGAGGAGUCGUUGAAACGUCCAGACGGUAAAGCUCCUGAUAGCGACGAGGGACAUCCACCGGUGUUUACAUCGCAGUUUGAAAAUCUGACCAACCUCUCGGAAGGUGAAAUCGCUCAUUUCGAAGCUUCGUUGACGCCGACAGGCGAUCAAACGAUGGUGGUCGAAUGGUUCUACAACGGUAAAGCAUUGGAAGCGAGUCAUCGCACGAGAACUGUUUACGCCUUCGGUAUGGUUGUCCUCGAAGUGUUGGGUACCAAGAUCGAAGAUUCUGGCACUUAUUCCUGCCGUGCAACGAACAAAUGGGGCCAGGCUGAGAUAAGCGUCGUUCUUGAAUGCAUCGACAAGUCCAAAGGACAGAAGCCCAAAUUUACGACCCACAUACAGAGCUUGGAGGGCUUGAAAGACGGACAAUCUGUGCACUUCGAGUGCACAUUGAUACCGGUCGGCGAUCCGCAUAUGAAGGUCGAGUGGUUCCACAAUGGUCAACCGCUUCGUCACUCAUCGCGCUUUAAGAUGGUUUCGGAUUUCGGAUUCGUCGUGAUGGACAUAGCAGGAGUAAUGUCUCACGAUACCGGUGAAUACGUUUGCAAAGCAAGCAACAAGUACGGAGAAGAUUUCACACGAGCGACUAUUAAAUGUUUCGGCAAGAGCGGAGUUUAUUUGGAUUCCUUGCAGCCGGAUUCACUGGCGAGAAUCCGCGAGCUCGAAAGUCUCGGAGGUGAAAAACCAACCACCCCCACCUCACCGGUCGGUGGACCACCCAAAUUCAUCACGCAAAUCAAGGACAUUGCAAGAUUGGUCGAAGGCCAAUCGGCUCAUUUCGAAGCCCGACUCACACCUGUUACCGACCCUGAUCUCGUGGUUGAGUGGUAUUACAACGGAAAGAAAUUGCCGCAUGGACAUCGCUAUAGAACUUUCCACGAUUUCGGCAUUGUCAUCCUCGAUAUUCUCUACUGCUACGAGGAAAAUUCUGGCGUGUACGAAUGCCGAGCUGUGAACAAGUACGGUGAGGACUCGACAAAAGCGACUCUCAAGUGUCUUUCCAAAGCGAAUCUCAUCCUCGAAUCUCAAUUGCCGAAGGGCAUGGAAGGUGGAUUGGAAAAGAUACAAACGUUGGAGGAUGCGAUGAUAAGAACGAAGGACGAGAAAGUCGUCGAAGAACGAGGAAAAGCGCCGGUGUUUACAGUUCCGCUGAGCAACAUCGAUGGCCUCCGCGAGGGUGAAAGCUCCCACUUCGAGGCUCGCCUCACACCGACCGACGAUCCUAAGCUCAAAGUCGAAUGGUUCUGGAAUGGCAAACCUCUCCGAACUGGCUCCCGUUUCCGCACUUUCUGUGACUUUGGUUUCGUGAUCCUGGAAAUAUCCCCGAUAUACCCGGAAGAUUCCGGAGAAUACAGUUGCCGUGCUAUCAACGACUAUGGCGAGGCCGUGACCACAUGCACGAUGAAGUGCACAGGAAAACGCAACAUCAUCCUGGAAUCGCAAUUACCCAAAGGCAUGGAAGGUACGAUCGAUAAAAUCGCCGAACUUGAGGGUCUCGGUGGCGAGCCUGGACAAAUCAUACCCGACGACGACACCGGAAGGCCACCAGAAUUCGUUACAACUCCGUCUGACCUUACGUUGACGGAAAAUUCGUUGGCCCACUUCGAGUGCCGUCUUUUGCCGAUAAAUGACUCAAGCAUGCGGGUCGAGUGGUUCCACAACGGUAAGCCUCUAUCAGCAGGCUCGCGUAUCAAGACCAUCCACGAUUUUGGUUUCGUGAUUCUCGAAGUUGCCAAUUGUUACCAACGAGACUCGGGGCUCUACGAGUGCAAAGCUAACAACCGUCACGGAGAAGCCACCGUAUCGUGCAAGCUUCAAGUACGAGGACGCCAAGGAAUCAUCCUGGAGCCGCAAUUACCAACAAACUUCAAAACUGGCACGGAGAGUAUACAAAAGUUGGAGGAAGCUCUUCACAAGCGGGAGGAAAUUCUUACCGACGAAGAGAAGCCAAAUCCCCCCAGAUUCACGGUAGAGCUGAAGGACAUCGAAGUCGAAGAAGCUGGACCGAGUCACUUCGACUGUCGGGUUGAACCCAGCGCCGAUCCAACAAUGCGAAUCGACUGGUUCCACAACGGAAGACCUUUUGCCACAGGCUCUCGCGUCCAUCAGAUCAACGAUUUUGGUUUCAUAUCGCUUGACCUCUCGUACACUUACGCCCGGGACAGCGGUGAGUACGUUUGUCGUGCAACCAACAAAUGGGGAUCGGUUACCACCAAGGCAACGAUAACUUGUACAUCGAAGAAAACCGUCGAUUUCGACUCGCAACUGCCCUCGGGAAUGAGCGGCGAAAAAUUGAAGGAACUCGAACGUGGCCCGAUUUCGGAACCAGCGCCACAGGAAGUUGUGCCUCAGGUGCCUCCGCGUUUCGUCACGCAAAUAACAUCAUCAACCGUCGAAGAAUCGGAGCCAGUGCGAUUCGAGUGCCGGGUCGAACCAAAGGAAGAUCCGAACUUGCGAAUCGAGUGGUACAGGAAUGGAAAAUUGAUACCAGCCGGACAUCGCUAUCGUUCGAUGUACGACAUGGGCUUCGUGUCGAUGGACAUUCUCUACGUUUAUCCCGAGGACUCGGGCGAGUAUGUCUGUCGUGCGGUCAACAACUACGGCGAGGAUACAACGAAAGCAUCCGUUUCUUGCAAAACGUUGCCCAGCAUUAUCCUCCAGAAUCAAGUACCGAAGGGCAUGAAGAAAUCCGAGGCUCUCAUGCAGAUGGAAGCUACCAUAAAGAAAUACACUUCUGAAGUACAUUUGACGGAGGACGAUCUUUACGACGCUGAAAAGAGGCAGCCACCCAGGUUCGUCACGCAGAUCCAAAAUCAAAUGGAAUUGGUUGAAAUGAACAGCACCAAAUUCGAGUGUCAGCUCGCCCCGGUGGGCGAUCCUAACAUGAAGGUCGAAUGGUUCUUCAACGGAAAACCGUUGCCCCACAAAAAUCGAUUUUCUCCGAUUUACGAUUUUGGUUACGUGGCGAUGAACUUCGGAUGGGUUUAUCCCGAGGACAGUGGCGAAUAUCUUUGCCGAGCUACUAAUCUCUACGGCAUGGACGAGACCCGCGCCGUCAUCAAAACUUCCGGCAAGCCUGGCAUCAUUUACGAAUCUCAACUGCCCAAGGGCAUGAAGAGUAUCGAGAAGAUCCGUGAGAUGGAAGCUGCCUGGCAAGUGGUUCCUGAGGAAGAAGUCGAGGAAGAAAAGGUGCGCUCGGCUCCUGUCUUCGUGAGUAAGCCAGAGCCUUGCGAGAUCGAGGAGGGCGAUUGCUCGAGAUUCUGUUGUCGCGUCACCGGAUACCCAAGACCCCGAGUCAUGUGGAUCAUCAAUGGACACACCGCUGUCAACGGUGCUCGCUACAAAUUGACCUACGACGGAAUGUACCAUCUCGACAUCCCGAAGACCCGCCAGUACGACAACGGCAAGGUCGAGGUGAUCGCGCGAAGUUCGGUAGGCGAGGCUCGCUGUGAAACGACACUGACCGUGAAGCCACGGAAGGAUGACUACCGCGGUGUAUUGAAAAAUUCACCGAGGCCGUGGUACGAUUACGGGCUUACGCAAUAUCAGUCGGAGCGUCAAGACACCGAGCUGGAGCGUGUCUUCGACGAGCGUCACCAGACCGUCUCCCAGGGUAUCGAUAUCGCUACCGAACAUCUUGGGCAAAAAGUCAUCAAGGCACCCGAAACUGAAUGGCAAAAGUCUGUAAAAACUAAGAAAAACGAAGAUUAUUACAACAAACUGAUGAGCCUCGAGGAGGAACAAGUCUUGAAGGAGGCUAGACUGCGCGAAUCUAGCCAUCAAUUCGCCAUUCCCGGUGACAAGGUCGUUGCUAGCUCCAUGGCCAAGGGCAUGGCUCAAAAGUAUCAAGAGAGUCUUGAACCACAACCCCAAGAGCCAGUCGAACCACCGCCGAAGUUCGUGAGGAAGCCUCACACUACCGAGGUCGAUAUCGACUCAGAAAAAGUACCAGCUUCCGGUAAAUAUCCACCAGGGCCAACCGAGUCGAUGGUUCAUGGGCGUGAGGUCCACACUGCUAAGCAAAAACAAACUCAGAAAGAGGUGAAAGGCGAUACAGAAAUCACGAGAAAGAUAACAGCGACGGAGACUACGGAAGUUGAACACAAAGCCAAAACUCAAGAGCGCGUCGUUCAGGGGCAAGUCAAACCGGCAGUUCCACCGGUCUUUACGAAAAAGAUUCAACCGUGUCGAGCCUUCGAACAGGAACAAGCAAGAUUCGAGGUUGAAUUUGACGGCGAUCCAUUGCCGACCAUCAAAUGGUAUCGCGAAGAUUUUCCCAUACAAAAUUCUUCGGAUCUCCAGAUCUACACUUUCAGCACUAAAUCCGUCCUCAUCGUUCGACAAGUUUUCAUGGAAGACUCUGGUGUAUUUUCUGUCAUUGCUGAAAAUCGUGGUGGCAAAGCCAAAUGCAGUGCCAAUCUCGUUGUCGAGGAACGAAGACGCCAACCUGGACGUGGUGGCGUCAUUCCACCCAGUUUUAUCACCACCAUUCAGAACACCUCCGUCACUACUGGACAAUUGGCAAGGUUCGAUGCCAAGGUCGCCGGUACCAAACCACUCGAUGUUUACUGGCUCAAGAAUGGCAAAAAAGUAUCUCCAGAUAUACGAUACAAAACUUUGGAAGAGGACAACACGUACACGCUAUUGAUUUUGGAAACGGUGCCCGAGGACACGGGUAAAUACGAAUGCGUGGCUCUGAACAGUGCGGGUGAGGCACGUUGCGAGGCCGAUUUGACAGUUCGCGGUCCUCAGUCACCAACGGCAAGGCCCUCGAAACCAUCGACCCCAGGAGUUGAAAAAGCUCCAGCAGUUGUUGAGCCCCUGAAAGAUCAGACCAUCAAAGAGGGAACAUCCGUGGCUUUCGCAUGCAAAAUAACCGGCAAACCGGUGCCAACGAUUCAGUGGAAAAAAGCAGACAAGGUUAUCAAGCCGUCGAAAUACUUCCAAAUGCAGAAAGAGGGCGACCGUUGCACUCUGAGGAUCUCCGAGGCUUUCCCCGAGGACGAGGGCGUUUACAAAUGUAUCGCCCAGAAUCCAGCUGGUGAAGUUACUACCUCGGCUAAUCUGCGAGUUUUAGCUCCUGACAGCACAGAUGCUGUGCCAAAACUUUCGCCUCUGAAGGACCAAAUAGUCCUGGAGGGGCAACCAGCCCAGUUCAAGACUCAGGUCAGUCCUCCAAAAUCGAAACCAACGAUUCAGUGGUACAGGGAGGGUGCCCUCAUACCUCAAUCGCCAGACUUUCAGAUGAUUCACGAAGGCAACAACGCGGUUCUCCUGAUAGCAACGACCUACGAAGAAGACACAGGCACGUUCACCUGUCGCGCGACGACCUCGGCCGGUACGGUGGAGACUUCAGCGAAGCUCAUCGUCAAAAAAAAAGAAGAAGAAGGCGUGGCACCGCAUUUCGCAACGCCGAUAAAGCCGCUAGUCGUCGAAGAGCACAAACCAGCGAUCAUGGAGUGCAUCGUCACAGGCACACCUGCUCCGGAAGUAAAGUGGUACCGCGGCGAGAGUGAAAUCAAACCGAAAAAAGGAACUGAGAUUACGUUCAACCCAGAGACCGGUGAAGCCAAGUUGACAAUUCUCGAACCGACGCCACAAGACGAAACGAUUUACAGGGUUCGUGCUGUCAAUAAAUUUGGUCGAGCCGAAUGCAGGGCCAAUUUACUCGUUAGCAACGCGGUCGUCAUUUCGAAACCGGAAGUUUUAAGAGCUCCGCGAAUUACAAAACCAUUGCCUGCUCUCGUCGCGGAACGUGGUACACCGCUCGUUCUCACGGCCAAGUUCGAGAGUAAACCGAAACCUGAAAUAAAAUGGUACCGGAAUGGCAUAGAAAUAGCGCCAUCUGACAAACGAGUAUUGAAAGUGUACGAGAAUACAGCCGAACUAACGAUCCCCGACAUAACGAAAAAGGAUGCUGGCAAAUAUGAAAUCAGGGUGCAAAAUCCAGUUGGGGAAGCAAGAAGUUCUGGUUCCGUGGCAGUAAAAGAGCACGAAGAAGUCGUAUCUGAUACUGAGGAUAAACCCAAAGCUCCUUCUUUCGUGAAACCUCUACAACCACAGAUUGUUAGUUUAGGAGAAGUCGUCAUCAUGGAGGCGGUUGUGGAAUCAUAUCCAACGGCUUCAUUCCAAUGGUUCCAUGAGAGCCGUCCGCUAGAGGCAACACCAUCGGUGAGAAUCGUAACGAAAGAAAAUCGUUCGGUAUUACUGGUGAAGGAGAUAACGCCCGAAUACGCCGGAACUUAUACUUGCCGAGCAGAAAAUGUUGCAGGCUCGGUAACAUGCACAGCAUCGGUAAAUCUGCUCGAGGAGACAUGGGAAGAAGUUACGGAAUUAGUAUCACCCAGCUUUGUAAGAAGGUUGUCGCCCGUGCGAGUUAUGGACGGCGAAAGUGUCGAUCUCACUUGUAUAGUGACUGGAAAACCAAUACCAAAAGUUCAGUGGUAUCAUGACGAUAAGCCCAUCAAAGAGGGCAAAGAAAUCACCAUUUUGCAAGACUCUGAGGGUGUAUGCAGCCUCGCCAUUACCGAAGUAUUCCCCGAAGAUGCUGGCGAAUACACUUGCCAAGCGAUCAAUCCAGUCGGAGAAGCCAUUUGCACUACGUCCUUGGUCGUUGAAGCUUACGAGUACGUACCUGACUCGGAAAUAGCUUCAUCACUCAUUGCGACUUCGCUCAUUACUGGACAAAGUGGCUCUGAGGAAGAUCUUUUGUCUCCUAAGGAGACACCUUUGUUUGACACUGAUACCGAAGAUUUCGCGCCGGAAAUAGUCAAGAAACUUCCUCAGUUAAUUCCUACUAAAGACGGAGAAUUGACUAGAUUGGAAGUUCAAGUGAAGGGUAAGCCAAAGCCACAAAUAAAAUGGCUGAAACAGGGCGUCGAGAUAGUAUCGUCGCAAGAGUUUCAGAUCGAAGAAUUCGAAGAUGGCACCUCGGUGCUUACGAUCCCGGAGACGUAUCCGGACGACACCGGUGAGAUUGUGUUCGAGGCGCACAAUCCUCUCGGUGUGUCGACAACAACGACCUACCUGUCGGUAGAAGGAAUCCUUGGAACAAAGGAAUACAGAAAACCGUUGUGGGUUACGGAAAUGGAGGAACUCCAGGAGGCGUUACGAGCUACGCAACAAGUACCACGAUUUAUCCAAGAAAUGACGGACGUUUACGCCGGGCAGGGUCAGAGGGUCGUGUUCGAGUGCGUUUACUCCGGAAAUCCUGCCCCAGAUGUUGUUUGGUACAAAAACGACAAACUAGUCAUGAACACGGAUAACGUGAAGGUUCGUUUGAUAGACGAGGAAAAUAAAACGAUAUUGACAAUCCAUCGUGCGAGUGUCGAGGACAACGGGAUUUACGUUUGCAAAGCUACAAGUGACAUUGGUUUGGCUAUCAGCAAGGCUAAACUACAAGUCUCUGAAACGUAUGGUGAAGUAAUUGACCAGCCAGAAGAGGAUGAAGAAAUAGAGGAAAAGCCACUGAAGAAAAAGAAGAAACCAGAAACAAAAAAAGCUAAGGAAACGAAGGAGAAGAUCAAAGCUCUAAAAGUCAAAGUCGAAAGGAGGAAAGAGGCACUCAAAGAGAAAGCAUUGUUUACUGAGGAGCCUGAAGAAAAGAAAAUUGUGGAUAUCGAAGAGACGCAAGUUCUCGAAUCAACGGAGGUGAUCGAGGAAGACUCGCCAGAGGUGACUAAAGCUAAACGUAUAAUUCCGGUACAAGAGCCUGUAGUGACGGAGGCAACAGCUUCAUUGAAAAAAAUCGACGAUAAGUCAAAGAAACCAGUGACGCGAGAGGAGGAGCGAGCUCGCCCUGUAGUGGAGGAGCAAGAAGGAAUUAUGGUGGUUUCAGAGAUAACCCAAGAGGACGUGGCACCAGAUUUCGUGGUCGAGACGACGACCGAUCGUGCAAGGGUUACAUCCGAGACGCUCGAGACGGUGGCAGUGUCAGAAAUUCAUACAGAAGCGGGAGUCCAAGAGAUAAAGCGUUCCGAGACGAAGCAAAGACGAGCAAAAAAGACUUUAGUGACGAGUCAAGACUCGGGAAUGGUCGAGGUACGACAAACCAGGGUGGAAGAAUUCACGUACCAGGAAAAGUCUGAAAUCGAAGACAAACCAAAGAGACGAAAGUCCAAACAGAUUCACGAGGUGAUUGAAAAGUACAGGGAAAACAUAGCCCACGAGGUUGACGAAAUGAUGGAACUAUUGAAUGCAAAAGAAUUCGGACCUGGUGAAUCGCCUCUUCGAGAAUUAGCGACAAUAGGCUUCCUCGUUCGCCAGGGUGUCUCGGUCAAUGAAAUCAACGAGAGUCUCUAUCGUACAGACAAUUUCCCCGCGCUCAGAACUCCUGACGCUCAAAAUGCGUUGGUUCAAUUGGUCGAACGCGAAGGUCAUGGUGCUCUGAUAACGCAGGUUCUCACCGAAGAAACUACCACCGAUGAGAGCGUCGUCGCUGCGACCAUCGGCUUCCGGGCGUUUAUGCGAAUGGUCGAGCUGAUCCAUGCCACUGUCGAAGAAGUCAUCACUCAUUUUGCCCCUGAAGAUUUUAGACCUCGAGCUUGGGAGGUCACCGAAGUCACGGAGGUUGAAACGGAAGAGCAGGCGAUAGAAAAGGUGUCCGUUGUCCAGACGACAGAGGUCCGAGUCAUGGAGAGGCGAGAGGAAAGAAAAACGAUACAGAAGCAGGAUGUUCGAGAAAUUAAAGAAACAACAGAAGCACGCGUGCAACAUCACAGCACAUUAAUACACGACACAGAACACGAUAUCCCAGAUACAACACAACAGCCGGUGUCCGAAUCGGACACCGAAGUAACCGAAGAAUACACGACUAAAUUCAGGCGCGGUAGUAAGGAUGAAGAAACUUCUGCCAUCAAAACGAAGAGGACAAUAAUACGUAAGAAAAAACCGUCUCCUUCCGACCGAGAUAAUGUCGUAGUCAUCGAAGAAGAACUUGAAGAUGUAAAAUCUCAGUUACCAAGCAUACCGAGAAAACAAUUCAUGCCUAUAGAAGAAAUAACCGGUGAUACAGGUGUUGAAGAAAUAAUCCCAUCGAGCAUUGAAGAAGCCGAGGAUAUAGUUGAACUGGAAAGAGGAAUUUCUUUAGAAGAAACUCCCGUCGACAUGGAUUUAGCUGACGUCACCCUUGACAAAAAGGAAAAGCAGAUAGCUCAAAAGUUCAACACUGAAAAAGCCAAAACGGUCGAUUUCGAAAAACGCACAGAACGUGAAGAAAUUCGAGAAGAAGUAUCUGUCAGUCAAGAAAUUACUGAAAAAGGCAAACCGAGAAGGAUCACGAAAAAGAAAAUCAUCCGUAGGAAAGGCAAUAAACAACAGGUAACUGAAGAGCAAACCGUUGAAGAAGAAGGUAAAGCUCCAGUUACUACUUCAUUGGCACACCCGGAAGAGGAAUUCAUUCCUGAAGAAGCCACUGAACCUCUGCCAUCGCUCGAAUUUACCAAACCUACUGAGCGUGAAGAAAUUCGCGAAGAAGUUACUGUCACACAAGACAUUACUGAAAAAGGCAAACCCAGAAAGAUAACGAAAAAGAAAAUCAUUCGUAGGAAAGGAAAUAAACAACAGGUGACGGAAGAGCAAACCGUCGAAGAAGACGGUAAAGCUCCAGUUACUACGUCAUUGGCACACCCGGAAGAGGAAUACGUUCCGGAAGAAGCCACUAAACCUUUGCCAUCGCUCGAAUUUACCAAACCUACGGAGCGUGAAGAAAUUCGCGAACAGGUUACUGUCACACAAGAAAUUACUAAAAAAGGCAAACCCAGAACGAUCACGAAAAAGAAAAUCAUUCGUAGGAAAGGCGAUAAACAACAGGUGACUGAAGAGCAAACCGUUGAAGAAGAAGGUAAAGCUCCAGUUACUACUUCAUUGGCACACCCGGAAGAGGAAUUCAUUCCUGAAGAAGCCACUGAACCUCUGCCAUCGCUCAAAUUUACCAAACCUACUGAGCGUGAAGAAAUUCGCGAAGAAGUUACUGUCACACAAGACAUUACUGAAAAAGGCAAACCCAGAAAGAUAACGAAAAAGAAAAUCAUUCGUAGGAAAGGAAAUAAACAACAGGUGACUGAAGAGCAGACCGUUGAAGAAGAAGGUAAAGCUCCAGUUACUACUUCAUUGGCAUACCCGGAAGAGGAAUGCAUUCCUGAAGAAGCCACUGAACCUCUGCCAUCGCUCGAUUUUACCAAACCUACGGAGCGUGAAGAAAUUCGCGAAGAAGUUACUGUCACACAAGAAAUUACUAAAAAAGGCAAACCCAGAAAGAUCACGAAAAAGAAAAUCAUUCGUAGGAAAGGCGAAAAACAACAGGUGACUGAAGAGCAGACCGUUGAAGAAGAAGGUAAAGCUCCAGUUACUACGUCAUUGGCACACCCAGAAGAGGAAUACGUUCCUGAAGAAGUCACUAAACCUUUGCCAUCGCUCGAAUUUACCAAACCUACGGAGCGUGAAGAAAUUCGCGAAGAAGUUACUGUCACACAAGACAUUACUGAAAAAGGCAAACCCAGAAAGAUCACGAAAAAGAAAAUCAUUCGUAGGAAAGGCAAUAAACAACAGGUGACUGAAGAGCAGACCGUCGAAGAAGACGGUAAAGCGCCAAAGACAACCAUUACCGCUCACCCAGAGGAAGAGAUUGUUCCUAAAGAAGCGACUGAACCGUUGCCAUCGCUCGAAUUUACCAAACCUACGGAGCGGGAAGAAAUUCGAGAAGAAGUAACUGUCAGUCAAGAAAUUCCUGAAAAAGGCAAACCCAGAAAGAUCACGAAAAAGAAAAUCAUUCGUAGGAAAGGCAGUAAACAACAGGUGACGGAAGAGCAAACCGUCGAAGAAGACGGUAAAGCUCCAGUGACUACGUCAUUGGCACACCCGGAAGAGGAAUACGUUCCGGAAGAAGCCACUAAACCUUUGCCAUCGCUCGAAUUUACCAAACCUACGGAGCGUGAAGAAAUUCGCGAACAGGUUACUGUCACACAAGAAAUUACUAAAAAAGGCAAACCCAGAACGAUCACGAAAAAGAAAAUCAUUCGUAGGAAAGGCGAUAAACAACAGGUGACUGAAGAGCAAACCGUUGAAGAAGAAGGUAAAGCUCCAGUUACUACUUCAUUGGCACACCCGGAAGAGGAAUUAAUUCCUGAAGAAGCCACUGAAUCUCUGCCAUCGCUCAAAUUUACCAAACCUACUGAGCGUGAAGAAAUUCGCGAAGAAGUUACUGUCACACAAGACAUUACUGAAAAAGGCAAACCCAGAAAGAUAACGAAAAAGAAAAUCAUUCGUAGGAAAGGAAAUAAACAACAGGUGACUGAAGAGCAGACCGUUGAAGAAGAAGGUAAAGCUCCAGUUACUACUUCAUUGGCAUACCCGGAAGAGGAAUGCAUUCCUGAAGAAGCCACUGAACCUCUGCCAUCGCUCGAUUUUACCAAACCUACGGAGCGUGAAGAAAUUCGCGAAGAAGUUACUGUCACACAAGAAAUUACUAAAAAAGGCAAACCCAGAAAGAUCACGAAAAAGAAAAUCAUUCGUAGGAAAGGCGAUAAACCACAGGUGACUGAAGAGCAGACCGUUGAAGAAGAAGGUAAAGCUCCAGUUACUACGUCAUUGGCACACCCAGAAGAGGAAUACGUUCCUGAAGAAGUCACUAAACCUUUGCCAUCGCUCGAAUUUACCAAACCUACGGAGCGUGAAGAAAUUCGCGAAGAAGUUACUGUCACACAAGACAUUACUGAAAAAGGCAAACCCAGAAAGAUCACGAAAAAGAAAAUCAUUCGUAGGAAAGGCAAUAAACAACAGGUGACUGAAGAGCAGACCGUCGAAGAAGACGGUAAAGCGCCAAAGACAACCAUUACCGCUCACCCAGAGGAAGAGAUUGUUCCUGAAGAAGCGACUGAACCGUUGCCAUCGCUCGAAUUUACCAAACCUACGGAGCGGGAAGAAAUUCGAGAAGAAGUAACUGUCAGUCAAGAAAUUCCUGAAAAAGGCAAACCCAGAAAGAUCACGAAAAAGAAAAUCAUUCGUAGGAAAGGCAGUAAACAACAGGUGACGGAAGAGCAAACCGUCGAAGAAGACGGUAAAGCUCCAGUGACUACGUCAUUGGCACACCCGGAAGAGGAAUACGUUCCGGAAGAAGCCACUAAACCUUUGCCAUCGCUCGAAUUUACCAAACCUACGGAGCGUGAAGAAAUUCGCGAACAGGUUACUGUCACACAAGAAAUUACUAAAAAAGGCAAACCCAGAUCGAUCACGAAAAAGAAAAUCAUUCGUAGGAAAGGCGAUAAACAACAGGUGACUGAAGAGCAAACCGUUGAAGAAGAAGGUAAAGCUCCAGUUACUACUUCAUUGGCACACCCGGAAGAGGAAUUCAUUCCUGAAGAAGCCACUGAAUCUCUGCCAUCGCUCAAAUUUACCAAACCUACUGAGCGUGAAGAAAUUCGCGAAGAAGUUACUGUCACACAAGACAUUACUGAAAAAGGCAAACCCAGAAAGAUAACGAAAAAGAAAAUCAUUCGUAGGAAAGGAAAUAAACAACAGGUGACUGAAGAGCAGACCGUUGAAGAAGAAGGUAAAGCUCCAGUUACUACUUCAUUGGCACACCCGGAAGAGGAAUGCAUUCCUGAAGAAGCCACUGAACCUCUGCCAUCGCUCGAUUUUACCAAACCUACCGAUCGUGAAGAAGUUCGCGAAGAAGUUACUGUCACACAAGAAAUUACUAAAAAAGGCAAACCCAGAAAGAUCACGAAAAAGAAAAUCAUUCGUAAGAAAGGAAAUAAACAACAGGUGACUGAAGAGCAGACCGUUGAAGAAGAAGGUAAAGCUCCAGUUACUACUUCAUUGGCACACCCGGAAGAGGAAUUCAUUCCUGAAGAAACCACUAUACCUCUGCCAUCGCUCGAAUUUUCCAAACCUACGGAGCGUGAAGAAAUUCGUGAAGAAGUUACUGUCACACAAGACAUUACUGAAAAAGGCAAACCCAGAAAGAUCACGAAAAAGAAAAUCAUUCGUAGGAAAGGAAAUAAACAACAGGUGACUGAAGAACAGACCGUCGAAGAAGAAGAUAAAGCGCCAAAGAUAACCAUUACCGCUCACCCAGAGGAAGAGAUUGUUCCUGAAGAAGCAACUGAACCGUUGCCAUCGCUCGAAUUUACCAAACCUACGGAUCGUGAAGAAAUUCGCGAAGAAGUUACUGUCACACAAGAAAUUACUAAAAAAGGCAAACCCAGAAAGAUCACGAAAAAGAAAAUCAUUCGUAGGAAAGGCGAUAAACAACAGGUGACUGAAGAGCAGACCGUUGAAGAAGAAGGUAAAGCUCCAGUUACUACUUCAUUGGCACACCCGGAAGAGGAAUGUAUUCCUGAAGAAGCCACUGAACCUCUGCCAUCGCUCGAUUUUACCAAACCUACCGAUCGUGAAGAAGUUCGCGAAGAAGUUACUGUCACACAAGAAAUUACUAAAAAAGGUAAACCCAGAAAGAUCACGAAAAAGAAAAUCAUUCGUAGGAAAGGCGAAAAACAACAGGUGACUGAAGAGCAGACCGUUGAAGAAGAAGGUAAAGCUCCAGUUACUACGUCAUUGGCACACCCAGAAGAGGAAUACGUUCCUGAAGAAGUCACUAAACCUUUGCCAUCGCUCGAAUUUACCAAACCUACGGAGCGUGAAGAAAUUCGCGAAGAAGUUACUGUCACACAAGACAUUACUGAAAAAGGCAAACCCAGAAAGAUCACGAAAAAGAAAAUCAUUCGUAGGAAAGGCAAUAAACAACGGGUGACUGAAGAGCAGACGGUUGAAGAAGAAGGUAAAGCUCCAGUUACUACGUCAUUGGCACACCCGGAAGAGGAAUACGUUCCUGAAGAAGUCACUAAACCGUUGCCAUCGCUCGAAUUUACCAAACCUACGGAGCGUGAAGAAAUUCGCGAAGAAGUUACUGUCACACAAGACAUUACUAAAAAAGGCAAACCCAGAAAGAUCACGAAAAAGAAAAUCAUUCGUAGGAAAGGAAAUAAACAACAGGUGACUGAAGAACAGACCGUCGAAGAAGAAGAUAAAGCGCCAAAGAUAACCAUUACCGCUCACCCAGAGGAAGAGAUUGUUCCUGAAGAAGCGACUGAACCGUUGCUAUCGCUCGAAUUUACCAAACCUACGGAGCGGGAAGAAAUUCGAGAAGAAGUAACUGUCAGUCAAGAAAUUCCUGAAAAAGGCAAACCCAGAAAGAUCACGAAAAAGACAAUCAUUCGUAGGAAAGGCGAUAAACAACAGGUGACUGAAGAGCAGACCGUUGAAGAAGAAGGUAAAGCUCCAGUUACUACUUCAUUGGCACACCCGGAAGAGGAAUGCAUUCCUGAAGAAGCCACUGAAACUCUGCCAUCGCUCGAUUUUACCAAACCUACGGAUGGUGAAGAAAUUCGCGAAGAAGUUACUGUCACACAGGAAAUUACUAAAAAAGGCAAACCCAGAAAGAUCACGAAAAAGAAAAUCAUUCGUAGGAAAGGCGAUAAACAACAGGUGACUGAAGAGCAGACCGUUGAAGAAGAAGGUAAAGCUCCAGUUACUACUUCAUUGGCACACCCAGAAGAGGAAUGCAUUCCUGAAGAAGCCACUGAACCUCUGCCAUCGCCCGAAUUUACCAAACCUACGGAGCAUGAAGAAAUUCGUGAAGAAGUUACGGUCACACAAGAAAUUACUAAAAAAGGCAAACCCAGAAAGAUCACGAAAAAGAAAAUCAUUCGUAGGAAAGGCGAUAAACAACAGGUGACUGAAGAGCAGACCGUUGAAGAAGAAGGUAAAGCUCCAGUUACUACUUCAUUGGCACAUCCGGAAGAGGAAUGCAUUCCUGAAGAAGCCACUGAACCUCUGCCAUCGCUCGAUUUUACCAGACCUACGGGUCGUGAAGAAAUUUGCGAACAGGUUACUGUCACACAAGAAAUUACUAAAAAAGGCAAACCCAGAACGAUCACGAAAACGAAAAUCAUUCAUAGGAAAGGCGAUAAACCACAGGUGACUGAAGAGCAGACCGUUGAAGAAGAAGGUAAAGCUCCAGUUACUACUUCAUUGGCACACCCGGAAGCGGAAUUCAUUCCUGAAGAAGCCAUUGAAUCUCUGCCAUCGCUCGAAUUUACCAAACCUACGGAGCGUGAAGAAAUUCGCGAAGAAGUUACUGUCACACAAGACAUUACUGAAAAAGGUAAACCCAGAAAGAUAACGAAAAAGAAAAUCAUUCGUAGGAAGGGCGAUAAACAACAGGUGACUGAAGAGCAGACCGUUGAAGAAGAAGGUAAAACUCCAGUUACUACGUCAUUGGCACACCCGGAAGAGGAAUACGUUCCUGAAGAAGUCACUAAAUCUUUGCCAUCGCUCGAAUUUACCAAACCUACGGAGCGUGAAGAAAUUCGCGAAGAAGUUACUGUCACACAAGACAUUACUGAAAAAGGCAAACCCAGAAAGAUCACGAAAAAGAAAAUCAUUCGUAGGAAAGGAAAUAAACAACAGGUGACUGAAGAGCAGACCGUCGAAGAAGAAGGUAAAGCGCCAAAAACAACUAUUAUCGCUCACCCAGAAGAAGAGUUCGUUUCUGUAGAACGUCCACAACCUUCAGAAUGUGUGGAAAAUCCCGAAGCGGUGUUUAUCACCCAAGACAUAACUGAGGAAAAUAAACCAAGGAAAGUUACGAAACGGAAAGCAAUACCAGAGAAGAGACUGAAACAUCAAAGGGCCGACGAACAAACUGUCGAAGAAGAGGGUUCGGCUCCAGUGGUUAUGUCAACUCAAUUUCCCCAGGAAGAUAUUUCUCCUACCGAGAAAAUACCAGAGGAAUUUCUGAAACCAACAAAGAAGAUGACUCGGGAAUCAAAAGAUCUUCCGGUACCAGAAGAUAUUGCAGCUCGGAAAGCAAAACUAAAACCUCUCCGCGUCAACUUAGAAGUAAAUGAAGUUAAACCUACAAAACUAAAGAUCUCCAAACCCGAACCCGAACUGCCUCAUUUCGCACAAAUUAAAUUAAAGAAAGCUCCAAUUAUUAAACGCAAGGACAACGAAAAAGACAAAUUUCCCAUAAUUCGUUUGCGCAGUCGUAUAAUAUUCUGUGAGUGGCCUCCCUCAGUGCUAUACCUCAAAAUCUCUUUUCUUAAGCCUCAAUUUAUUCAAAACGGAAUUUUAUCGCACUCCAUGGAAGAUGCUAUUAAACUCCGGAAGAUCAAACACAAAAAGUUCAAGCCCACUAACCAGAAUGAGUCAAUUCUCGAGAAACUUGAUGCCGAAUUCGAGGAACUCAAGAACGUUCCGUUAGAAGACAUGCCUGAGAAAAAGGUUUAUCAACGUACUCCGAAGCUUGAGAAGCUCGACGAACAGCUGGAUCGAAAAUUGAAAUUCGGUAAAGGAAAAGUACCAGAACAAGCAGAUGAUCUACCAGAGAAUAUAAAAUUAAAGAAAAUUCCCAUUCAAAAAUCAAAGGACGAAGCGGCAUUAAAACCUGUUGAAAAGCCCGAAAUUGCACGAAAAAGCGUCAAAAAGCCUGAUAUUGGAGAUGAAUUACCGGAUGGCCUUAUGUUUCAACCUUAUGACGUGCCAUCGGUCGAGACUGAUUUCGAAAAAUUCAAACCUCUCGAAGACGAAGAAAAAACCAAUGUCCCGGAAAAAUUGGAGGGUCAAAAGAAGCCAAAGCGGAAGCCAAGUAAACCAGAACAAGAAUUUGAGAACAUUGUCAUUUUUCCGGGUCAAGCAAAGUCCGAAAUAGACGAAGAAACACCGGAACAAAAGUUCAAGUCUAAGCAGGGCCCCAAACCAGCGGAGGAGAAAGAGAAAAUACAUCUGAAACCCUGGAAGAAACCAAAGGAUGAAAUAACUGAAGAGAAACCGUAUGAUGAUAACAUCAGGUACAUACCUUCCGACAAAAAGCAUGAAGAAGUCCCGGAAACAAUCGAGACUCUAACAACACGAGAAAUCGUUGUAACAUCCAAGAAAAAACCAAAAAAAAUUACAAAAAAACGUAUUAUAAAAAAGAAGGGAAUAAAACAACAGGUGACAGAAGUUACAACGGUAGAGGAAGAGGGUGAAGCUCCAGUUUUCUCCAUUGUUGAACAUCCUGUGGAAGAAAUUCUUCUUGAUGAGAUAGUUGUUCCAUUGCCUUUAGUUGAGAAAUCGAUCGAGGACACACAACCAGAAGAAACUCGUAAACAGGUGACCAUCAGUGAAAUAAUAACUGAGGAAGGUAAGCCGGUAACGGUGACAAAAAAGCGAACCAUCAAACGACGAGGAAAGAAGCAAACGGUUGUCGAGGAUGAAAUAAUUGAAGAGGAAGGUGAGGUUCCAAUUGUUUUGCAUACUGAGAUACCCUGCGAAGAAAUAAUAGAAGAGGAAACGUAUAAACCUCUAGAUAUUAUUGAGGUACACGAACCGUCACUUAUUGAGGAGACCACUGAACAAGUGAGCGUUACCGAGGUAUUAACAAAAGGAGGACGACCGCAAAAGACAACGAAAAGGCGAAUUAUCCAAACCAAAGAUAAACAGCAAAGAAUUUCGGAAGAAAUAACCGUUGAAGAGGAAGGAAAGUCACCUCAAAAAUCUCGGACCGAUCAAAUUCUCGAACGAGCACCUACGGCUAUAGAGUUCGAAGAGCAGCCAGCUGUCCUUGAGGAAAUACAAGAAGAGGUCAAAGUCACUGAUACUUUGACGCCUAAAGGCACACCAAAAAAAUUCACCAAGACAAAAAAGAUCAUCAAGCGCGGUAAAGCAAAGAAAGUAGCGGAGGAAAUAACUGUUGAAGAGGAAGGCAAGGCCCCAGUGACUGUUGUUUUUGAAGAAACUAACGAAGAUGUCACUGUUGAACAGAACGUUACAUUCUCAUUGGAACACGAGAAACCUGAGGAUGUUGAAGUUUCUCAACAGAUCAGUGUUACGGAAGAGGUGACAGACAAAGGCAAGCCACGAACAAUUAUUAAAAAGCGUGUCGUUCGGAAAAUAGGCAACAAACAGAAAGUAACUGAACAAGUAACUGUAAAAGAAGAAGGAAAAGUUCCCGUGACGACGGUGCUAGAUGAACCAUUCGAAGAAGUGCUUAUAGACGAAAAAACUCAUGUAUUGCCAAUCAUUGAACAAGCCACUCCUACUGAAGAAGAAGUAGUUAGUGAACAAGUAGUUGUGAUUCAGACAGUAACACAGCAAGGAAAACCGAAGAAGAUAACGAAAAAACGAGUUGUACAGAGACGGGGUGAUGAACAAAAAGUCCGGGAAGAGACAACGAUCGAGGAAAAUGGCAAAAGCCCAAUAUUAACUGUUGUCGAACAUCCCAUUGAGAGUAUCAUCUUCGAAGAGACAAAUAAACUCCCUGAGCUGAUACCGGAUGUUGUGCCAGAAGUUGUUACUUCUAAAACCACGGUCAUUGAGGAAUUAACGCCUCAACUGAAACCCAAAAAAAUAAUUAAAAAACAGACGAUUGUUGAAAAGCCACAUAAGAAGCCUCGAGCAACUGAAGAGACAACUAUCAUAGAAGAAAACCAGGAACCUGUAACGACUGUAUGUGAACUUCCAGCUGAAAAAGUUGAAGAAAUUAUGAGUAAACUGCCCAAAACGAAAAAAUCAAGUAAGAAACCCAAGAAGGUACCAAGCAAAGACGAAGAAACCGAAAUCAAAGAAAUAAUCGCAAAGGAAUCCGAAGAAAUUCCAAUUUUCGUAGACACAAUAAUCACUGAAGAAAUUCAAGAAACUCCUGAUAAAAAACUCAAAAAAGUAACUAAGAAAAAAACAGUAUCUAGGAAGAAGGGUAAACAACCCGAAAUCAUUGAGGAAAUUACUGUUGAGGAGGCAGACAAGACACCAAGAAAAACCACAAUCAUCGUGCCGGUCACCGAAAUUUUCGAAGAUGGCGAGGUCAUAGAACUUCCGGCACUUGAUGUACCAUCCGAAGCAACAAUCGUCGAAGUAACGCGCGAACAUGUCACAGUUUCGGCGGAGGUGACAGAACGAGGGAAGCCGACAAAGAUUUCAAAGAAACGUACCGUAGUUCAAAAACUAAACGAAAAGCCCGUAAUCAUCGAAGAAACAACUGUGGUCGAAGGAGACGAACAACCCAUAACGACGGUUCUGGAACUCCCCAUGGAAAAAGUGGAACAAAUGCUUCAGGAACAACCAAAACCAAAAGGAACAAAAAAACCAAAGCGAAAAUCAAAUACUGUAACAGACGGUGGAAAAGAAUUCGGAGUCACUGAAAUUCCCAAGGGAGAGACUGAAGACUACCCAGAUGUUAUUGACACAAUAGUUACCGAAGAGAUACACGAAACACCGGAUAAAACAACGGAGAAGGUAACGAAGAAAAAGACGAUUCGCAGAAAGAAGGGUAAGAAACCCGAAGUCAUUGAAGAAACUAUAACAGAGGAGGUAGGCAAACCACCGAGAAUUACUACGGUUGUCUUGCCUGGCGAAGAAAUAAUUGAGGAAGAAAAGAUGUCAGAUUUCCCUACACUCGAGGAACUAUCUGAGACUACAAUUAUCGAAGCAACCCGGGAAAAAGUUACUGUAACAGAUGAGAUAUCUGAUCAAGGGAAACCAAGAAAGAUAACGAAGAAGCAGAAGAUCGUUCAUAAACGCGGUGAAGAUAAAAAACUCGUCGAACACGUCACCGUGGAAGAAGAAGGCAAGGAACUAGUAACUACAGUGAGUGAAAUUUCCAAAGGAAUAAUCGAUGAAUAUAAAUUUGAUAUUCCAGAACCACCGAAGAAAACCAAAAAGAUUGCGAAAAGGAAACCACUUACAUCUAUUGAGAAAUCUCCUGAAGAGGUUCAGAAAAUGACAGAGCUAAAACAGAAGCUGAAACCCCAAUUGAUGAAAAUUGAGCGGAAUGAACAAAAGCCCGUUAAACUAAAAAUAGAAUCUCCACAAAUGCCCGAGUUCGCUCAAAUUAAAUUGAAAAAAGCAAUAGUGUCAAAGAAACCAAAAGACGCGGGCAAAAAACGUGAUGCAUUUCCGAAAAUUAUGUUACGUAGUCGAAUAGUUGCCCACGAAUGGCCACCUUCUCUACAGUAUCCGGUGAUCACUGAACUUGAGCCUAUCUAUGUUCAGUCAGGUAUACUAUCUCGAAACAUGGAGGAUGCGCUUAAAAUCAAAAAGCCAAAGCAGCGCACACACAAGCCGAUGAAGAAAGAGCUAACCGAAUUGGAAAAACUCGAUUUGGAGUUUGAAGAUUUGAAGAAAACGCCAUUGGAAACUAUUGAAGAUAAGUCGGUUUACGAGAGAACACUGAAGCCAAAGAAACCCAAGACAGAAACACCGGAAAAGUUCAAAGUUGGUAAAGGCAAAGUGCCAUCAAAAGAAGAACCGGAAGAUGAAAUAGUCACUCUUAAAAAGAUUCCAAAGGUUGACAAAGACGAAUCAGAAGUUGUAGACGAAUUACCAAAGAAGAAAACACCAAAGUUGAAGCAACAACUAUCCAAAGAAGAUAAAGAAUAUCCAGAGCUGACGUCGUUUGAGCCUUAUGAUGUACCAUCAAGCGAAACCGAUCUCGAAGAGCGUGAAGCUCCUGAAGUACGUGAUAAGGAAGAACCCGAGAAAGAUAAGCCUGUAAAGAAGCCUUCGAAAUUGAAGAAGAAAAAACCAGAACCUGAGAUGGAAUCGAUUCCGAUUGUGCCUGGCGUGCCUAAACCACUAAAAACGGAAGAGCAACCAGAGAUAAAAUUCAGAAUACCUAAAGGCGACAAGCCUGAAGAAGAGCAGGAAAAAAUCAAGCUGAAGCCUUGGAAGAAAGACAAGAAGCCCGAAGACCAAGAAAAAAAUCAAGACGAUGGCAUAAGAUAUUUACCACGAGAUGAGGACGUUGUUGAGACCGUGGAGACGGUGACUACCGAAGAAAUUUAUGAAGAGCCUGGCAAAAAACCUAAGAAAGUAAUGAAGAAAAGAACGACGAAGAAAAGUGGUGAUGACAUUCCUCGAGUUACUGAACAAGUUAUCUCCCAACAAGAGGGCGAACAGCCAAUAAUUACGACAACGUUUGAAGAAGUCGAGGAAGCUGAUAUUCCCGUUGAAAACCCAGAGGCGAUAAAACCGAAACUGGUAGAAGAAUUAAAGGAACGUGUUACGGUCACGACAGUAAUAACAAAGGAAGGGAAGCCGGCGAAAAUAGUGAAGAAACGUACGAGCAAGAAACGCGAUGGUAAAGAGCAGGUAACCCAAGUGAUAACGGUUCAAGAGGAAGGUAAAGAACCGGUAACUACGGUAAUCGAUGAAACUGAAGACACUACACCAAUAUCACACGAAAAACCGAAACACAAAAAACCAAAACAGUCUAAAGAUGUCGAGCGGGGUCCAGAAGGUAUCACCCAGGAAAGACUACAAGAGGAAGUCGUCGAGGAGGUGACUGAGGAGACGUCGAAAACUCUUCCCAAGACGCGCAAGUCUAAAAAAGCGGUAGACGAGGUCACCGAAGAAAUUGUUGAGGAAAUCAUCACCGAAAUACCGAAAAAACAAAAGGCCAAGACGCUUCCGGAAGAAAUUGAAACUGUAGAGAUCACCGAGGUUGAUGUUCAGGAGGCGACAAAGGAUGACGUCAUCACGGAGGAAAAAGAGACUAUCGACAUUAAGAAAAAACCAACGAAAAAAAUCGUCAAGAAAACAAAAACUGUCGUUCGCGACGAUGGAGCUCCAGACGAGAUUGUUGAAGAAAUCAUCAUCGAAAAGCCAAGGGAAGAGCAAGCCAUACCUAUUGAGGAGGAACAUGAGCAAAGCGUGGAUAUCACUGAAGUAACAGUAGAAAAGGCACCGAAGCGGAAACCUAAGAAAACAGUGGUAAUCGCAGAAAAAACAGAGGAAGAGAUAAUUGAAACUGUAGAAACGCCUACUUCGAGAACAAUCAGGAAAAAGUUGCCUGGAAAGAAGGGCAAGCCGGAAGAAAUCAUUGAGGAAAUCAUCGAGAAACCGAGUGAAGAAUCCGUUUUCAUGGAAGAGCAACAAAUUAUCGAAAUCACAGAAACUCCAACGAAGAAGGUGAUCAAAAAGAAAACAGCAGUUACUAGAGAAGACGGCAUUCCUGAAGAAGUUAUCGAAGAAAUCGUCAUCCACAAACCGAAAAAAGAAAAAGCAAAGCCCAUUGUUGAGCAAUUAGAAACAGCAAAUAUAACAAAAACUGACGUAAUGUUGGGACCCAAAGAGAUUAUCGAGACUGUGGAAACUCCUACGAAGAUAACAACUAAAAUCCGUAGAAAAUCAUUGAAGAAAGACGUGCCUGAUGAAAUAGUUGAAGAAGUUGAAAUAAAACCAGUAGAGGAACGUACGUUUAUGGAGGAACAGCAAAUCGUUGAAAUCACGGAAACACCAACAAAAACAAUCAUCAAAAAGAAAAAAGCUCUAACACGAGAAGAUGGUGUUCCUGAAGAGGUCCUUGAAGAGAUUGUGUUGCACAAACCAAAAGAAGAAAAAGCAAAACUUCGGGUGGACAAGUUGGAAACUGCAAGGAUAACAAGAACGAUCGUCCAACAGGCUCCGGAAGAAAAGGUCACCGUCGUAGACGAAGAAAUAAUAGAAACCGUGGAAACUCCGACACAGCGAACAACCAAGAAGCGCAGGAAGUCUUUGAAGAAAAAUGUUCCAGAUGAAAUUAUUGAGGAGAUUGUUAUGAAACCUUUGGAGGAAAAAACUUUUAUGGAGGAACAACAAAUAGUUGAAAUAACGGAAACCCCCACAAAAACUAUUAUCAAGAAAAAGACUGCAGUCACGAAUGAAGAUGGAAUACCAGAAGAAGUGAUCGAAGAAAUUGUUCUGCACAAACCCAAGAUGGAAACCGCUAAGUUCUCGAUAGACGAACUCGAUAGGGCAAGAGUAAUAGAAACCGAGGUAAAAGAAGCACCGGAAAUAGUUGAAGAAGUAAUCGAAACCGUAGAAACUCCUGCGGCAGUGAAAAUAAAAAAACGCAGGAAAUCAGUAAAGAAAGACAUACCAGAGGAAAUAGUGGAAGAGACAAUUGUAAAACCAGCUGAAGAGUCGACAUUCAUGGAAGAGCAACAAAUUGUCGAAAUCACUGAAACACCAACAAUGAAAGUCAUCAAAAAGAAAAAAGCUGUAACACGAGAGGACGGCAUACCCGAGGAAACAAUCGAAGAGAUUGUUAUCCACAAACCGAAACCUGAAAAGGCUAAGAAAGCUAUUAUUCCGAAAGAAGGUAUUCAAGUCACCCAAGUUAUUGCAGAAAUGGUACCGGAAGAACUGGAAGUGACGAAGAAACCACAAGAGGAAGAAGCCAUACCAAAGGAAGAUAUUCCGGAGGAAGCUAAAGUAGUGGAAAUAAAAACAGAAAAGGCUCCGAAAAAACCGACCGAAGCGGUCAUUGGGGAAAUUGAGAAUCAAAAAGACCAAGUUGAAGAAAUAAAACCUAAGAAGCCUAAGAAAGUGAAGGCGGAUAAAACGAUAUCACCGAAAGAGAGCGUUGAAACAACCGAAGUCAUUUCAUCAGUCACGACGGAAGAUCUUCCCGACCGUGAAAAGCCUGAAGAGGAAGAAGCGGUUCUUGUACAAGAAAAGGAUGAUACGAAAGUCCAAGUGGUUGAAGUUCCUGUUAGUAAAACCCCCAAGAAAAAAAAGAAGAUUCCUGAAGAAGGUAAACCGGCGGAAGAACAGCCUGAGAAAACCUUGGAAAAAGAACUCAAUGGUCAUGCUCCCGAAGAAAUCAUUCCAGUGGAAGAGGCCGUCGAAGAGAUCAAACCUACAGAAGAAGUGAAAGAGAAGAAAACAGUAAAAAAGACGAAAAAGAAGAAGCCCGUAGCCAAGAAGGAUGAAAUUGAAGAAUGGGUAGAGCCUGAGUAUGAACGGCCGGUCCUGGAACCAAUGCCUGAAAAGAUUCAGUGGGAGCCUACGAAAAAGAAGAAAGAAAAAGAGCCCGUGUCAGCUGAGCCACUAAAACUGGUGCCUCAAAAGAUCGAACGAAAAGAAUUUAAAGCUACAAAAUUGUCUUAUUCUCAGCCGGAGGAACAAGUUCAAUUCGGCACAAUAAAACUGAAGAAAGUUUCCGUUCCGAAAAAGAAAGAAGCACCGACAGUACAACUGCCAAAAUUCCUUCUCAAAAGUCGUAUAACCUUCAUCGGCGAUUAUCCGCCAGAAAUACAGAAACCCGUGUUAACGGUUCUCGAAGAGAAUCCUGUCCAGGCUGGCAUCCUUUCACGAAACACUACGGAAGCCCUAAAAGUUUUGAAAAUGAAAUUUAAAAAGAAAAAACUUUCUGAAGUCGAACUGACGGAAUUAGAGAAACUGGAUAAGGAGUUUGAGGAGUUGAAGAAAACGCCGCUUGAAGAGCUUGAAGACAAGUCCGUAUACGAACGCCCAGCAAAAAAACCAACACCGGAGGAAGAAAAACCAAAACCGCUGAAAAUUGGCAAAGGCAAAGUCCCCGAAGAAAAGAAGGUCGAGCCUGAAGAUAUUAAAUUGAAAAAGAUUCCUGAGAAAAAGGCCGAGGAAGUGGAAGAACCAAAGAAAAAACCUAAGAAAACGGAGCCCACCGAAGAGCUGGCUCCGAAAGAAAAACCAAAACCGAAACCGAAACUAGAACAAGAAGAGCUCAGACCAUUGGACUUUGAAAGGCCGGAGUUAGAAAAGUAUGUUCCUGAGGAGGAAGAGAAGCCAGUAGAGCCAACUCCUGAAAUCGAACCUAAACCAUAUAAGCGUCCUUCGAAGAAAAAACCUGAACAAGAAGCGGAACAAAUACCUUUGAUUAAAGGCGUGCCAAAACCAUCGGAACCAGAGGAAGAACCGGAAGUCAAAUUCAGAAUACCGAUGAAAGAAAAACCCGUGGAAGAACCAGAAACAAUAACUCUUAAAGGCUGGAAGAAGGAUGUGCCAGAGGAGGAAGGAUCUGAAGAGUUUCCGGAGGGGCCGACUUAUAUACCAACUCAAGCACCCAAGGAUCUCAGUCCCGAGAAGGAAGUCCCAGUUACGAAAGAACCAAAGAAGAAAAAGAAGAAACCACUACCGAAGAAAGAUGAAAUUGAAGAGUGGGUAGAGCCGGAAUACGAGCGACCAGUUCUUGAGCCCAUGCCGGAGAAAAUUGAGUGGGAGCCUACGAAAAAGAAAAAAGAAAAGAAAAUAGAACCUGUUAAAGAAGAGCCCAUGAAAGAAGAAUCUACAGUCGAAGAGCCUUCGAAGCCAGAAUCCGUCGAAGAAAAGCCUGUGGAAGUCGAGUCUUUCGAACACGAAGUUCCCAAAGUGGAACCCGUAGAAACACUCGAUGUAGUGACGAUUAGGAAAAAACCUAAAAAGGCACCUGAAGUUGAAGACGUCACGGAAGAGAUAGUAAUGAAAAAACCCAAAAAGAAAGAAGAAAAACCUGAAGAAAUGGUUGAAGUGGUGAUUGAAAAGAAACCAGAGAAGCCCGUCGAUGAACAGGCGGCUGAUAUUGUCAUAGAGAAACCUGCUCCUUCGGAAGUCCAGGAAAUAGAAGAGAUUACAGAGGAAGCAACAAUCAAGAAGGAACCCAAAAAGAAAAAGAAAAAGCCCGAAAAGAAAAAAGACGAAAUUGAGGAGUGGGUCGAACCAGAGUACGAACGUCCUGUCCUUGAACCGAUGCCGGAGAAAAUUCAGUGGGAACCCUCGAAGAAAAACAAAGAAAAGAAAGAAGAACCCGUCAAGGAAGAACCGGUAAAGGAGGAACCUGUCGAUGAGGAACCUAUAAAAGAAAAACCUUUCAGGGAAGAACCGGUGGAAGAAAAACCUGAAGAAGUAACGGAAGCUGUGACUAUAAAGAAAAAACCGAAGAAGAAACCAGAAGUGCCAGAAACUCCCGAAGAAGUCAUAACACUAAAGCCCGUUGCUCCAAAAGAGACAGAUGAAAAACUCGAAGAAGUUGUCGAAGCAGUUCUGGUGAAAAAGCCAACAAAGCAACCAUUAGAAGAAGAGGUAGCUGACGAGAUUGUCAUCAGAAAGCCUGUCGAAAUUGAGGAGAUUAAAGAAGUCAAAGAGAUCACGGAGGAAGUAGUAGUGAAGAAAGAACCAAAGAAAAAGAAGAAACCUGAGAAAAAGAAGGAUAUCGAAGAAUGGGUUGAGCCAGAAUACGAACGACCAGUUCUCGAGCCAAUGCCCGAAAAGAUCGAAUGGGAGCCAACUAAAAAGAAAAAGGACAAGAAAGAAAUAAUAAAACCAAUCGUGGUCCCUGAAAAACCAGUUGAACUUGAAGAAGUUCCUGAAGCUGUGACGAUCAUGAAAAAGCCUGCAGAAAAACCCAAAGCUGAAGAAAGUUCGGAAGAAAUUUUCGUCAAAAAACCGACUCCUAAGUUAAAACAGCCCGAAGACGUCGAAGAAGCGGUAGUGCUGAAAAAACCGAAAACUCCUAUCUCUGAAGAUGAGGCGCAAGAAAUUGUUAUCAAGAAGCCGAUGAAAGUGGAAGAAACGAAAGAAGUUGAGGAAAUCACGGAGGAGGUUACUCUGAAGAGAAAACCACGAAAACCGUCAAUUGAAAAAGAGGAGCCUGAGGAAUCAUUGGUUAUUAAGCCGCGUCCAGUUGAAGUAUCGAAAGAUGUGGAGGAGACAACAGAAGAGGUGAAAAUCACUAAGAAGCCUGAACAAGCACCAACCAUGGAAGAAGCUGCCGACGAAAUCGUCAUAAAAAAACCCGUUCCCGUCGAAGAAGUCAAAGAAAUCGUUGAAGAAACCGAAGAAGUAGUUGUGAAAAAAGAACCAAAGAAAAAGAAGAAAAAACCAGAAAAAAAGAAGGACGAUAUCGAUGAUUGGGUUGAACCAGAAUAUGAACGACCUGUUCUGGAACCAAUGCCCGAAAAAAUUCAAUGGGAACCGUCAAAAAAGAAGGAAGCAAAGGAAGAACCAGUGCCAUCCAAGCCAGUCACGGAGGAGCCCGAAGAUAUUUCGAAAGUUGUGACACUCAAGAAAAAGCCCACCAAAACUGUGGAAGUUGAAGAGACUACUCAACAAGUUGUGCUCAAAAAACCUGCGGUCGUAGAGAAGAAAGAUGAGCAAGUGACCGAAGAGGUGAUUAUAAAGAAACCAAAGAAAGCCCCAGUCGAAGAAGAAGCAGCCGACGAGAUUGUAAUCAAGAAACCAGUAUCCGUUGAGAAAGUUGAAGAGACACAAGAGAUCACGGAAGAGGUAACAAUCAAGAAGAAACCUAAGAAAAAACCAGUUUCCGAAGAGGUUACCGAAGAGGUCACUAUCACGAAACGAGUUCCCACUGACAAGCCUGAAGAGGUUGAGGAAAUUACUGAAGAAGUCACUUUGAAGAAGAAACCGAAGAAAAAACCUGUCAUUGAAGAGUCUGCUGACGAAGUCGUGAUUAAGAAACUAUUGCCGGAAGAAAAGCCUCAAGAGAUCGAAGAAGUUACCGAAGAAGUGACUCUUAAGAAGAAACCAAAGAAAAAACCUGUCAUCGAAGAGGCUGCUGACGAAGUCGUAAUCAAGAAACUUGUACCGGAAGAAAAACCUGAAGAAAUUGAGGAGGUUACGGAGGAAGUAACUUUUAAGAAGAAACCAAAAAAGAAACCCAUCGUUGAAGAAGGUGCUGAUGAAGUCACAAUCAAGAAGCCUGCACCAAAGCAAAAGAUUGAGGAAACCGAGGAUGUGUCGCAAGAGGUGACAUUAAAAAAGAAACCUAAAAAGAAACCUGUAAUUGAGGAGGCCGCGGACGAAGUGACGAUUAAAAAAGUCACGAAAGUAGAACCGGAAGAAGAAAUGACAGAAGAAAUAACAAUAAAGAAGAAGCCCAAAAAGAAAGAACCAGAAGUAGAAGAUGUCGAGGGUGGUGAGGUGACAAUUAAAAGAAAGCCCAAAGCCGAAGUAACGGUCACGGAAGCGGAAGAUGUUUCUACGGAUAUUAAGUUGAAAAAGAAAACUAUAAAACGUACAGUAGACGAAGCGGCUGAAGAAUUGGUAAUCCAGAAAACAGAAGAAGUCGAAGGCCCGGAAGUGGUGGUUGAAGAAGUAGUCGAAGAAUUUACCAUUAAGAGAAAACCACCGAAAAAAGCACCAAAGCCCAUAGAGGAGAGCUACGAAGACGUGACCUUGCGCAAGUUACGACCAAAGCGAAAACCUCGUCCUGACAUUAAGGAAGUCACGGAAACGGAAAACGUUACAUUCCGUCCACGCACAACGAAAACAAAAGAGGACGUCGAGCAGGAAUUCAAGAUAUCGUUGAACACAUACGAGGAAGAGGAUAUUUCCAUGUCAGGUAAGGUUCGUUUGAAACCAAAGAAACGGCAGCCAACGUAUUCGGAAGAAACAGGUGAAGAAACAAUACGAAUAGUGCAAGAGCCUGAAGACGAUGGUCAGCCGAUAGUCGAGGAGAUUAUUGACGAAUCCGACGAGGAUGUAAAGGAUGAAUACAGUAUAGAAGAGCUGGACGUUGACGAGUUCAACAUGCCGUUGAAACGCAAAGUAAAGAAACAACCGCGGCCUUAUUCAGUCGAAGAGUUCGAGGAGGAUGGAGUGAAGAUGAAGCUAAAACGCGAUCGUAAAUACUCGUACGAAGAGACAGACGAAUCAUUGGCGCUGAAAUUAAAAUCAAAAAGACGCGUAUCAACGUACGAGGAAGAGGAAGCUAGUCUGAGCAUCACCAAAGAAGGAGAUGUCUUCGAUGAAGACGAGGAAUAUACAGUGCAGGAUGGAGACACAAUGUUCUCGAUAUGUUCAUACGUUGCGGAAACCGACGAAGCGAUUGAUCUCGUCGAGGGUGAAAGAGUCUACGUUAUCGAACACACCAACGCCGAUUGGUGGUUCGUCCGGAAGCAUUUGACUGCGGAGAAGGGUUGGGUACCAGCGCAAUAUCUUUUGGACGAAGUUCACUACACGAUUUACCUUCAGCACAAGUUGCACGAGAAAAUUGACAAAUUGCCCGUUUUCGAAAAACCCGGUCCAAACGAGAAAGCUGCAGCGCCACGGUUCAUCGAAAAGCUGCAGCCAAUUCACACUCCAGACGGCUAUACGGUGCAAUUCGAGUGCCAAGUUGAGGGUGUACCGAGGCCUCAGAUAACAUGGUUCCGACAAACAGCGAUCAUCAAACCUUCACCCGAUUUCCAGAUUUACUACGACGAGGACAACGUCGCUACGCUCAUUAUUCGAGAAGUAUUUCCCGAGGAUGCUGGUACGUUUACUUGCGUUGCUAAAAAUGCAGCCGGAUUCGCGUCAAGCACUACCGAGCUUACGGUCGAAGCACCACUCUCUGACCAUGGAUCGGAUAUCACAGGACCAUCGAGAAAGAGUCUUUCAAGGGAGUCAUCACUGGCUGAUAUACUGGAAGGAAUACCGCCGACCUUCUCGCGAAAGCCAAAGGCAAAAUGCGUGAAUGAAACGGACGACGUUAUUCUUGAGUGUCGUCUGGUUGCUGUGCCUGAGCCAGAGAUUACCUGGUACUACGAGAACAAAAAGAUAGUGACAGAGAAGAACGUGGUGGUUGCAACUGAGAGCGAUAUGCACAUGUACUGCAGUGUCAUGAAGAUCAUGAAGGUGGAGAAAAAACAGGAAGGCCGUUACAAAAUUGUAGCGAAGAACAGAGAAGGCGAGGCUGCAAUUGAGAUUCCUCUGAAGGUCAGAACAGGAGCUCGAGAACCGCCCGAAAUUUUGGAACCUUUGAAGCCUUACGUGGUGAGAGAAGGAGAAACAGUGGUCCUGUCAACACAGAUUGUUGGUACACCGACGCCCAAAGUGACAUGGUAUAAGGAUGACAAACCAUUGAAAAAAGAAUUUACACCAAAAACGGAAGGGGAUACUCACAGCCUGACACUUAUUCAACCGCAAUUGACUGACGCUGGAGAAUAUUCUUGCGUUGCUACCAACGAUUUGGGAACCGCUGACACUAAAGCAUCUCUCAUCGUUGAAGAAACUCCGAGCGGGGCACCCGAACCUCCAUUGUUCACGCAGAGAUUCCAAGAACUUACGGUGCCGGAGAAAGGCACAUUCAAACUCGUUGCCAAAGUUACCGGGAAUCCAGUGCCGGAAGUCGCGUGGUUGAGGAACAAUAAGCCACUGGAGAAAUCACCGAACAUUAAAGAGACGUAUGAUGGCGAGAAUAUAAUCUUGGAAAUAAAGAACGCUGAUUCGGAAGUGGAUGCUGGGGAUUACAAGUGCACAGCGAGUAAUCCAGUAGGAAAAGCCUCUCACGGUGCCAAAGUCACAGUCGACGUGCCAAGAGUAACCUUCACCAAGAAACUCGUUAAAAAGUUGGAGGUCAACGAGUGGAAAACACUCGAAAUGACAUGCGAAACAUCGCACACAGUGUCAACAACCUGGUGGCACAACGACAAAGAAAUCAGUGGAAUGGAUCAUCGGGAAGUGAUACAAGAUGGUCGAACACAUCGUUUGGUCAUCAAGAGAACGACAAUGAGCGACGAAGGCAUGUACAAAUGCACUGUGAAAAAUCAGUCGACCUCUUGCGACGUCACGGUUAAACCAGCGAAGCCGGAAUUCGUUCGUAAGCUUCAAGACUUUGAGGUGAAAGAACGUGACAUCGCAAUCCUCGAGGUUGAAAUUACAUCGGAAACAGCCGAAGUCACGUGGCAAAAGGAUGGACAACCUCUAUCGCCUCGAGAUGAGAAACUCGAAUUCGUCAACGAAGGAAACGUCAGAAAACUGUUUAUCAGAAUGGCGUCCGUCCACGACGAGGGAGAGUACACUUGUGCUCUUCCAACCGAAGAAUGCACAGCUGAAGUUACCGUGGUCGAAUUGCCACCUGAAAUCAUACGGAAAAUGAAAGACGUUAAAAUAGCCAGGGGAGACAAAGCGAAAUUCGAUAUCGAGCUCACGAAGGGUGAUGCCCUAGUUCGCUGGUUCAAAGACGGUCAAGAGUUGCUAUUUUCCGAGCAUGUUCGACUUGCUAUCGACGGAAAACGACAAAAAUUGAAAAUCUUUGACGCUGAACCCGAGGAUGCCGGUAUUUAUUCGUGUCAAGUUGGAGAUCAAACCUCAGAAGCAAGGCUCAUCGUAGAAGAGCCUGGAGUCGAUCUAAUUAGGAGACUACCGGACGUUACACUCGUACCUCUCGACGAAGACGCCUUGUUUACGAUUGAGUUGUCCAGGCCAGACGUCACCGUCAAAUGGUUCCGAAAAACGGAGGAGAUUAAAGAGUCCCGAAAAUACACGAUCAUCGAUGAAGGAACAGUGAAAAAGCUCAUCGUUAGCGAAUGUACCGUGGACGAUGCUCUCGAGUACAGCGCAGUCAUUCUGAACGUCAAAACAUCGUCCAGACUCAAAGUCGAGGUGGUUGAAUCGUCACCGAAAAUAGCAACGGAAUCCCAAAAAUUGUACAAAGCGAAAAAGGGCACAGAUGUAGAAAUGACAGUGAGAUAUACAGCAUCACCAAAGCCGACCGAAGAAUGGAGCGUCGAUGGGCGGGUUGUUACCGAGUCCAAGAAGAUCAUAAAGACAAUAAACGAGGAAUUUGCUACGUUGACAAUAAAGAAAGUUCAAGAAGAGAAUGUGGGAGAUUACACACUGAAAUUAAGCAACGUUCACGGCGAAGCCAGCACAGAAAUGAGGCUGGUAGUCGUGCGUGAACCUGGCAAACCUCAGGGACCUAUAAUCGUUAAGGAUAUAAGAUCGGAUCGCGUGACUCUAGAAUGGAAAGAACCAUUAGACUGUGGUGGCUGCGAUCUCAUCUCUUACACCAUUGAGAAAUGCAUAAAAUCGAAAAAGACCUGGACCAAAGUUGAUGAAGUCAACAAAGACAUAACCACCUACCGCGUCGAAGAUUUGCAGAAAGAUACCGAAUACUUGUUCCGAAUUAUUGCUACAAAUGAAGUUGGAUCCUCCGAGCCUUUGGAAUCUGACUCAGUAUUUGCCAAAACUACCUUCGACAAACCCGGACCACCUCGGGGACCUCUCGACAUAUCGGGAAUGACGAAAACUUCGUUCACUAUAAAAUGGCUAGCUCCGGAGAGCGAUGGCGGUACUCCGAUAACCGAGUACAUUGUCGAAAUGAAGGAAAGCAAGAAAAAGACUUGGACCAAGAUCGGAACGACGAAGGGCGACACGACAGAUAUAAUCGUAUCGGAUUUGAAAACCGAUGUGUCGUACGACUUCAGGAUAACGGCCAAGAACGUUGCGGGCACGGGACCUCCGUACUUAUCGGAAGAGCCAGUAACUGCGGGAAAACGUAUAACACCACCAUCCUGCCCCCUCAACCUCCAAGUAACGACUGUGACAAGCAGAAGCGUUACUUUGGCUUGGUCACCACCAGAGAGCACAGGGGGUACAGAACUGACAGGCUACGUUAUCGAGAAGAAAUCAUUAGCGAGCAAAGACUCUACGUGGACGAAAGUAGUGACCCUCGAUGCAACCACACUGCAAUAUUGCAUCGAGAAUUUGAAGGACAGCGAAUUCCUGUUUAGGGUAUUCGCUGAGAACUGCAUGGGUCUGAGCACACCGACUGUUUCCGAAAACGUUAUCCUCAAGACUCACGCAACCGUACCAUCUCCACCGACUGCGCCACUGGAGAUCAGACAAAUCGCUGGCAACACGGUAGUCAUAGAAUGGGGCAGACCAGAAUACGAUGGUGGUGCUCCGCUCGAAUUUUACAAAAUCGCCAUCAGGGACAUCAAGAAAACCAUGUGGAUGGAAGUGGGCCGUGUUAAUGCUGAUAUACAAAAACUUAUGGUUCGGGAUCUUCAGGAGGAUCAUGAGUACCUUGUCAGGAUCUAUGCGAAAAAUGAGGUGGGCUUCAGUGAGCCUCUCGAGUCCGAAGAACCAUUCAAAAUUGUUCCAGCCUCAGAAUUAACGGUGAUCGAACCAGUGGCAGAAGCGACUGACCACGGAGAGACAGCAUCGGUUAGCUUCAGCACGGAAAACACAAGUUCCUGGCUAAGAGAACAUAACAUGGACGCAGAUAUAAGUUCGUACGCACGGGCGAGGCUUCUGAGGAAAGAUGAGUAUUUCUUCCGAAUCUGGCAUUAUGCGAAAAAGCUCUUCAAAGAGUAGGUAAACCAGGAUAACCAUUGAAAAAAAGCAUUUCCAAAAUUCCACUUUCAAUUCAAAAGAUGUAUUAUAUAUGUAUCGAGAUAUGAAAACUUCCUCAAUUCCCGCCUCGCCAAGCGUUGAUGUUAGACGAAUAAAAGUGCCCGAUGCGCACAAAUAAGCAUCGAGCAACGAUGAAAAAUAAAUAGUGAAAAGGUAAAGGAGGUGGUGGAAAAAGUGAAAGAUUCACUUCGCUAGAUAUUCUUCUUUUGCAGCGAUCGAGCGCGUACGAAUUUAGCUCUGUCCACUUUUUGAUGUAAAACGAUGUUCAUCGACAUUGCAGUAAAUAAUAUAUUACGAAAAUGUACGCAGUACAUUUAACGGACGAGUGUACAAUCUAGUCAGUUUGAAAAGAGCAAAAAAAGAUUUGAGAAUGAGUUAAAAGUUCAGUUGAAACAAAAAACAAAAUAGUAAUCUCCCGUCGAUCGAAUGCACGACCUUUCGAGGUCUCUCAGGGAGAACCAUGCAAAAAAAACCAAAGAAAGUACGAAAAGUAUACAGUGAAAUAAUAUAUUUAUCCCCUUUUAGAUUAAGAAAAUUUUAUUCCGAGAUACUGCACAUUUUUGUCCCUCAAAGCCCUAGUUAUCACCACUUGCUAAAUAACAUUUAGAGGCCUUCGACGUGAAUCUUGAAAAUUCAAUAUGUCGAACCAAAAAUUAGCCUCGUACUUGAGUUGCGAAUUGUAAAGAAGUUGAAGCAUGUGAUAAUAUUGAUUGAAAUCACGUCGACAGAUGAAACGAAAGAAAAGGGAGUUAAUCUCAAUUUAUUUAUAUUUAUAUAAACUAUAAAUUAUGAAAAAAAGAAAAAUGAUUUAUUGUAUUGCCAUACCAUACGAUCGUUGAUUAUUCUCAAUUUGCGAGGAUCAAGUAUUUAUUUUAGCAAAUUUUAUUUUAGUCAUAAUCAUUAUCAUUAAGAAUAAAUCUUACGAAAAUUGCUCAACGCGAUGACGUUCGUCGCGUUUUGAACGAAUCGACAUGAUACUUAAUUUUAAGCAGUAAUUAAAAUCGAUAUUUACUCAAGGCAAACGUUGCAAUGCCACACGACGUUGGUUAAUAAAACCCCGAGACGUAAAAAAUAUAGGUGCUUAAUCCCAUCAUAUGCAUUCACCAAUGGCGUGUCGCAUACUUUGUGAAGCCUCGAGAAACUAAUAUUGUUAACUAAAUACUUUAAUAAAUAUUUAUUAUGCAAGCACA